This is a messenger RNA of Podarcis lilfordi (Lilford's wall lizard), 61548 nucleotides long. NCBI's taxonomy places the organism in Eukaryota, Metazoa, Chordata, Lepidosauria, Squamata, Lacertidae. The record is from the annotation of a GenBank genome assembly.
ACAGUGUGGAAGUAGCUGGGGAGCUGGCGAGUCCUGCAGGAGGGGCAGGAGAGCGCGAGGAAGGCAGGAAGGAAGAAGGGGGAAAGUGGUCCGGUCCUUCCCCGCUUUCCUUUCCUUUUUUAUUUUAAGGAGAUGAGCUUCGGGAUUUUCCUUGCAACUUCAAAAAUCCCUCCUCCUCCCCCAACAUCCUCCACUUUUGCUUUAAACCAUCCCAGUCCCAGACACCAAGGUCACGGUAGACGCCCCCUCUCUUAAAAGCAGGAAAGAACCCGCAACUGUUGGAAUCCUCGAGACCCGGGUCAGCCUCGCUGAGGAAUUCGAAGGCGGACACGGGAGAAGGGCGGUCGUGUGAAAGGGAGGCUCCUGCAGUGACACCCAUCCCCGCUGAAGCGCCCAUUCCCACCAGCACCCACCCUCGAUGCCACCCACCAUGAGGACGGCGCUCCUGCUGACCUGGACCGUAUCCCUGAGUUACUUUGCAGACCCAGGUAUGAACUGCAACUGCUUUAUAUUUGUCAAACUUCCUUCUGAUGGAGACGGGAGGGGUGUGUGUGAGGGGGGAGGAAUCUCCCAGUUUGCCAGCCUUAAGGGGACCCCCCCCAAAAAAAAAGCCACCCCACCCACUGACGCUAAACUUAAGACUUAAAAAAAAAAAAUUGAACGGGUCCAACUCUUUCACGAAAGAUACCAGGCUAUAUAUUAUUAGGAUUGGGACCGGGCUGAGAGUGCGGGGAGGUUGCUCUGUUUCUGGCUACAAGGGGGAGGGGGGGACAAGGAGCAGUGCCUCAGGACACCUGGGUUCUAUUCCUGACUCUGGGGGAGAUCAUGGGGCUUAAUGGUUUGAGCAGAGGAACGGAGGCGGCCGGCUGGGACCUUCCUUGAGGAAUGGGUUGGGACUCGGACUGCUGGGGCGGGUGUUUUUUCUUUCCUGGGGUGGGUGGGGGGCUCAUCCGGACUGUGCCAAUGAUUCUUGAGUACGCAUGUAUGUAUGACCUUGAGGAGAAGUCGCCUUUGUACCACUGCCUUUGCCGCUCCCUGUUAUCUGCGGGGGUGAACUUAAGCAAAUAACCUCUGGUGCAGCCAGCAACGAAGUGAGUGGGUCCUUCCCCCCUUCUAUGGGGAGGGGUAUUACCCCACACACACCCUCGUUAAAACCACGCGUUGCAGUUUCAUCUCAGGGAGGGAUUUUUUUUUUUUUUUUUGCGCGUGGGGUGUGUGUGUGUGUGAAUAAUUAUUCUAAUUUUUCCCUGUGGGAAUGGGAGGGCUACCAUCGCCCUGCCUGAUUCCCUGAAGUGCUCUUCUCCGCGGGGGCGUGCUUGGGGUUAGGGUUGAUCUUUGAGUUCCCUUCCACCCGCAGACUCCCUCUCGUGGUUAACCUUGAACGGCUAAAUCUCAAGCGAGCUCGGUUCGCACGCCGACCAGCGCCCCCUCCCACCCACUCCCCCGUCCCUCCCCCACAGUGCUGCAACCCCAGCACCCACACCUCGUUGUCAUUCAGGAGCGGCUUUAUUAUUUAGCAAGCAUACGCGAUCAGUCUUGAAGGGGGCGGGGGGGAGGAGGAAGAGGAGCGCGGAACCUCCGAACUCCCCCCUCCCCUUCUGAAUCUGGGUAAGCCUCGCCUGGCACUGGUGUGCUUCUCCCCAUCCCACCCCCAUCCCGCAGCACCUUUACUUUUAAUAUGAUUUAAUUUCUCCCCCUCCCCUUCCUGUCUUGUAAUUUCUACCAGAGGUUCAGGAUUUGGGGGGGGGGGUGUUUCAGGAGGCCUGGCAAGUUCAAUGCUAACCCUUCUCUGUACAGAAGUAAGUCCUAUUGAGUUCAUUGGACGCUUGCGCCCAGGUAAGCGGAAUUUAGGAUAAAUUCCAGAAAUACCAAACUCUGGUUGUUGUGGAUGCGUAAGUGGAAACUUGGGGGGGCCCUCUGCAGAUGCCCAGAGUUGUGCCUCUCGCCUCUCACCUCCCUCAACUGGCACUGGUGUCUAGGGAAAGAGUUCUGUGAUUGAGUCAUGUAGGGAAUGUUGGAAGGUGGUUGGCUAGUUAACCUGCCAAUCAGCUUCAGUCUCUGGUUAUGAGAUUUCUUUGCCUAGAUUUGGGGUCAGCCCCUCAAUAGGCUGCACCCCCUACAUGCACAGGAGCAGGCCUAGCUGGAGACUCCAUAUGCAUCAUAUACAUUUAAAGCAAUCCCACCCCAAAAAAGAAUUUUGGGAAUUGUAGUUUAAGAAUGCUGUGAAUUGUAGCUCUGGAUGAGUAAACUACAGCUGCCAGUGUGUUCUUUGGGUGGUGGAAAUGUGCUUUAAAUGUAUGGUGUUUAGGCAGCCUAUGGCAUGUUGGGGCCUGAGGCGGGGGGGGGGGGCGGAAUCCAAAGAGCACUCUUCUCUCCACACCCUGUCCCCAUUGGCAUGUAGCGCCAUGCACUGGGAAAGUUUGCCUGUGCACCCCCCCCCCAUGGAAAGAAGCAGGAUCUGCAUAUUAAGAUAUAGCAUGGUUCCAUCUCAGUGGGGUUUGUGCGGUGCAGCGGACGGGCCUAGUGGAUUGUGGGUCAGGCAUCUGCCUGCGUUCUGCUGUGCCUCCCUUAAGGGCAUCAUAUAUACACACACACACACCCCUCUCCCAUUGGCCUGCUGCAACAUGGGAAGCCUGCCUCCAAGCAGGGCACCCCAGGGUCAUCCUGGCAGUGGGUCACUGGGAGGAGCCACCUGGGCCAGUGGGCAGCUGUGGUUGUGCCUCCUCCGAUGUAGAAAUGAAAUCCUGUUAAAUGGCUCUGCUGUUCGGCCAGGAGGAGCUCUCCUCCAGUCGCAGUGCAGUGAUGGGGGAAGGUGCACCUGCUGAACUUCUCCCUGACAGCUCUUAAAGGCACAGGAGCCGUUUCAUUUGGAGAGGACCAGAAGCUGCCUUAUGCAGAAUUGCACCAAUGGUCUGCCUAUAAGCUCAGUAUGGUCCAUACCAACCUUGGCUGCGCCUCUCCAGGGUUUCGGACAGCGGCCUCUCCCAGUCCUAGCUAGAGAUGCUGAGGACUGAACCCAGGGCCUCAUGAGUACAAAGCAAAAACGGGACUCUACCACCGAUGCAAGGAGUUGAAUGUGUCUUCCUUUGGGCCUGGCAACCCUCCGGAGUUGGCCGGGUUCUCUUGGCUCAUCUGCUGUCAGAUGCCUUCAGUGGCAGCGAUGGGAGUGCAGAGCGGCACCCUCAGGGCAGGGUUUGGGGGUGUCGGGGAUGCGUGGGUUGCGGAGGUGUCGAGGGGAUAAGUGAGUUCACACUUGCACGCCUGGCUUAGCCUCUGCCCCCUGGCUACAAGUUCCCUUUGCAGUAACGCUAAUGAUUCCUGAGUGGUUGUGGCGCUCUUUUCCCCCCAUGGCGCCUGCUCUUCGCUGGCGUUGAAUCAACCUCUGCACAAGGGUGGGGAGGGAGCCGGGGACAGGGGGGGCAGUGUCUAAUGAUGAUGUGUCUUGAGCCAGCAGCCAGAGGCAGCAGCCGGAACAUGGGAGACUAAGAUGCAGGGCGGGGGAGUUUAAGGACAGAAACAGGAUUUCAAACGGUCGCGUUAGGGCAGCUGAACACUUCUCCCUAGAAAAUGAAUUUCCCUGUGGCACUAAUGCAUGGGGUGGAAAGUUAACAGCCACCACAGUCCUUGCACUGUGAUUUAUGAUGGGGAACCUGUGAGCAUCCCCUGAUGCCGUACUACAACUCCCAACACCCCCUGACCAUUGGCCAUACUGGCCAUGGGCCAAUGCAUAUAAGCACCUGGGGGAUACUGACUCCAUGCACAAGAUGGUCUCACCGGUGAUGCUAGAGAACACCAGCCUAUUGUAACUGGGGCCUUCGACAUCCAAGCCAAGGCUCUCUUAUCUGGGCUGCCUCAGGAGGACUCCGCAGCUGCCAUGGGACUGUCUUGGAGACCCUGUAGGCAUCCAGAUGCUGGCAGAUGAUCAUUGGUUAUGCUGACUGGAGCUGAUGGGAGUUGGAGUUCAACAACAGCUGGAAGGCCACAGCUUCCUCCUCAUCUCUUUACCAACAGAAUUUGGUUCAGUUAACUUUAAAAAGAAAAAAACCACACCCCUACUGUUCAUAUCUUCAUUUCCCACAACAGGUUCGGUGUUUGCAGGAGACCGAGGAAGCAACCUGCAAAGUAGGUUGUUGUCUGUGACGGUGUGUGCAGUGAUGCACUUAAUUUCCAAGGAGCUGUUUUUCGUUUCCCCCCACUCAUUCUCUGACAUUGCAACGUCCUUAUAAUCUCCGACUUUUUUUCCAGAGCUGGGACCUCUCUUUAACAUGGAUCUCCAACACGGAACCCCUUUCUAGGUCUGAUGUCCUCCUUUGCCGCAUUUUUUUCUCCCCCCUUAAUCUCUUUCACCUUCUCUAAAGGCAAAAGUCCCUCAGUCGCUUCCCCCCAAGCCCCAGAUAAAACAAAGGCUCCAUCACUGACACAACCCAGUACACCAGGGAUGGCCAUGUUGGACUACAACUCCCAUCAUCCCUGACCGUCAGCCAUGCUGGCUGGGGUUGAUGGGCGUCGGAGUACUAACCCGCAUCACACCAUUUGAAGGCUAUUGGUCUUUGUCAAUGUUUGUUGGUUUGUCCAAUACUUCCUGCCUUCAUCAAGGACCUACCACAUAUCUGGACCAACACAAAGUACUACAUUUGGCAAAGGAUCCUAAGAAAUGUUUGGAGGAAAUCUUGUUUUCAGCCCAGGGACCGCUUUCCUCAGAGGCAACCUUUCAGGGGCCACUUAGCCGAGGUGGGCACUCAAAGGAAGACACAGAGCAAGGCUGGUCAGGGGUGUGGCCUUGAGUGGGUGGGUGUGGCUGUGAAGGGCAAAGGGGCAUGGCCUGAGGAAUAGUCCUAUAUGUGGACAGAGGCCUUGAGGAUGAUGUUUGAGUUUCUCCUCUAUUUUAUGGUGUACUUUUUUGUCAAGGGUAACAAUGGGUUGGUGAGAUCAGGUUCAAGGGGGGCACAAAAAUCGCAACUCUCCACUCUGCUUGGGAGUGGCUAGGAGCCCACCCACCUGUUUGCACACUCUCCUUGCCAAGGGUUCAAGGGACAAGCAGGGGACGCCCAUACAGCUCCUUGGCGCAAGGGAGCCUAGGUACGCCUCUGCUCUUGGUUCCCAUAAGGACCUGGCUAUGGCUUUGCGGUUGUGACCUCCACGCUCCCCUUCAUUGUAGGGGAAGGUCUGUAGUUGCGGAAACUGUGCCUUUUGCAGGAGCUGCUUUUCUCUCCAUCAAGGAACCCCUGGCAAGCUGCUGCGGAACCCCAGAGUUCUUUGGAAUAUAUUUUGAAAAGCACCGUUCUAUUUUAGUAACAUAGAAUAAGGCAGCCUCUUCCCCCCCGACACACACACACACUUUCCCUCUUUUUCUUUAGUUUAAACAAAGCUUUCAAAGAGCACACGAUUCUCCACCAAGCCAAAGGUGUUCUGAGCUGGCAAAAAAAAAAUGGUAUUGUGCGUCCCUGUUCUGUCCUUGCUUUAAAAAAAAAAGCAUCUGAUCUGAAAUAGUCGUAAUGAACCUGCUAUUGUCAAACAUUCACAGCUUCUGCCCAUCUAAGGCUGCUUUUCUCUCUUCCCGCCCCCCCUCCUUCCUCUGUGCUUCAGGGUUCUGUUUGGUGUUCCAGCAGCACAAAUAAAUAAAUAAAUGCAUUUCCAGCUGGCUCCCAGAAUUCUAGAAAAGGGGAUAAUUUUCCCUCUUAAACCUUCAAAAAAAAAUUUUUUUAAAAAAAAAAAUGCAGCCAUCUCAUUGAGAAGCUGUGUGACUGAAAUUUGGCAGGAGCAAAAGCUGGCCUGGGGGAUGUGCCUUCUGUUGUCUCUGUGGAAAUCCACUCAAAUUUGCAGUGAUCUCAAGUUGGCAAAGUUGCAACGAGUGCAUUUAUCUGAAUACUAAUGCUGAGCCUUGCCUGUAUUAAGUUAUGCAAAUGACUACCCCCUCCGCCUAUCACUGACACAGAGCUGGGAGGUGGGGUGGGUGGGAGGAAUGGCUGGUCGGCAGCCCCCAGCAGUGGUGGGGGUGGGGCGAGAGAGGAGGAGGAGGAGGAGGAGGAAGAGAAGGCUGCCUUGGUAAGGCUGACAAAACAAUUAUAACUGAUGCAUUGAUCAACUAAAAAUAAGCCUUGCCGUAAUUCAAGGUGAUCUUUAGAGUAUCUCGGAGGAAACUUAACAUGGUGCGGCUUCUUUCCCCCUCUCUGGGUGAAAUGACAAAUCGUUGAAGUGCUGGGAAACCUGCUUAGCCAGAGAGCUGCAGAGAGCGGGCAGGAGGGGUGGAGUGGGAGCCACGUGGUCGUCCACAUGCCGUCAGACGCCAACUUCAGAACCAUUGGGCAUGCUGGCUUGAGCCAACAAGAAUGGAUGGACUUCAGGUUGGCCAUAUCCGGUAUGCACAAUGCAUGCAUAUACAGUGGUACCUCGGGUUACAUACACUUCAGGGUACACGCAGCCUUUCUCAACCUGUGGGGCCCCAGAUGUUGUUGAACUACAACUCCCAUCACCCCUAGCUAGCAAGGCCAGAGCUCAGGGAUGAUAGUCCAACAACAUCUGGGGGCCCACAGGUUGAGAACCACUGGUACAGACUCCGCUAACCCAGAAAUAGUACCACGGGUUAAGAACUUUGCUUCAGGAUGAGAACAGAAAUCGUGCUCCGGUGACGCAGCAGCAGGAGGAGGCCCCAUUAGCUAAAGUGGUGCUUCAGGUUAAGAACAGUUUUAGGUUAAGAACGGACCUCCGGAACGAAUUAAGUACUUAACCCGAGGUACCACUGUAUAUAUAUCUGCAUACAUCAACCUUCUGCAGGUCAAAGGGGGCAAAAAUGCAUAGUGAAAUCCAGUCCUAUGAUCCACUGGAAACCACCAACAGCACUGUCCUUCAAGCCUUCGCCAUUUCACCAGGCGCUGUCCACAAACAUUCAAGCCGGUCUUCUUAACCCUAUGGGGUUAAGCGUGCUUUUAUACUUUAAAAAAGAAGUGAUUUUCCCCACGAGGCUGAAUCCAUCACUCGUUACCUGUUUCCACACUUGCACGGGAAUUGGAAAAUGGACACCAUCCUGUCCAUAGUUGUUUGGGCCAUAAGAACUGAACAAAUGCACUGAAUGAUGGGUUGCAUCUAGAGCCCAUGUGCUUAACAAGAAAAGAGAGAGAGAGACUUCUAUGCUGAUGUGUUCUUUGCUGUGGAAUGCUAUUUGCUUCAAUCACUUUGCAUCUGUCCUGGGUUCAUGUUGCAAAAUUAAGUAUUUCAUGCAUGCAUGGACCACCACAUAUAGAAAAGUGUUAAUAAGUUAAGUUUGGCACGGCACCAGGAAAUUUGUCCCUGGCUGUUGGUGACCCAGCCGCUUAGGGGGAAUCACUAGCAGUUCUCGUCUUGCCCCCCAGCACACAAAGAAACUUGAGUAUUGAAAACCAUGCUUUGCAGUUCUCCCAUUUUGCUUCUCUGUUGGUUCAAGCAGGUAAAAAAAGCUACAUAUGUGAGGGUUAGCACAGGGUUGGGUGUUUGUGACACCAAUGCUCCUAGACUCCAUAUCCCAUCAGCCCUAGGCCAAUGGUCAGGGAUGAUGGGAGUCAGAGUCCAACAAUAGGUUUUCCAACCCUGAGCUAGCAUCACAUUGCACCCAAAACCUGGGACUGUGGUUUGUUUUGCCAGCCUUUACUUGCUGGCUUUACUGGUCAUGGUUAUCUGGGCAAAAUGCAAAGGUUUCCCCUUUUGCGGUGACUUUAUGAAGUAAAGGAUAAAAGUGGGAGCCUUGAGCCUCAUGCACCAGCCCAUAGAUCAGCAGUUCUCAACCUGUGGGUCCCCAGAUGUUGUUGGACUACAACUCCCAUCAUCCCUGAGCUCUGGCCUUGCUAGGGAUGAUGGGAGUUGUAGUUCAACAACAUCUGGGGACCCACAGGUUGAGAAAGGCUGCCAUAGAUCAUGCGCAUUGUGUAAAUCAGGGUUUCCCAAACAUGGCUCUCCAGCUGUUUUUUGACUACAACUCCCAUCUCUAGCUAGCAGGACCAGUGGUCAGGGAUGUUGGGAACUGUAGUCCCCAAACAGCUGGAGAUCCAAGUUUGGGAAACCCUGGUGUGAGCCAAGCUAGUUAGCUGGACAGUGUGUCCAAACACAGCCAGUGCUUGGCUGAGGAUCCCCACUGCGCCUUUCCCCAAACAUUGGUGUUUUCUAUGGAUUAUUCUGUUUACAGAUUUUGGUUUGUGUCCAUCAGCCUGUUGCAUUGGCACAAACCGGGGUGGGGUGACGGGGAGGAGGAGAAGAGUCUAUAGAUUUGAAAAAAGGACGCAUGAAAACAAAUGAACAGCUCAGACCCAUAAUGAAUGGGGCAUAAAAGUGCCUAUCUCUCCAUCUCCUGUAAAUACUGGCAUGCUUUGUGGAUGUGAGGCUGCUUACACUGUAUGAAGUGGCAGUUGCUAUUAAACAAAAUAAAGCUCUUAUUUUCUCGCGUCUCAUCUUCUGUCACGAAGUAAUUGUCUGCUCCCUUAAUUUCCUGCGGCAGUAAACAUUUUGGAUUGAUUUUUCCUCUCUUUUUUUAACACGUCUGGAGAGAUGCUUUAAGAUAGCCAUUGAUUAUUACCAGUGAAAAUUGUUGGAGGAAAUAGGGAAAAUUGAAUUUUCUCGGGGAGAAAAGACACAGAAGCCUUCAAAAACUGCAGUUAUUACAUGCUUGAUGGCCACUAGAUAGAUUGGCAGGCUCCCAAAGAUUUUGUCACUGCUGAACAUAUUUCAUGGGGAAGAGAGGAUUCAAAGAGCCGUGUGACUCUUCUCCUGCAGUUAUUGCUCCUUCCAGAGCCAGGACUUAACUUGAUGUAUUGGUUUCGCCCUAGAACCUGGGGGUUUUUGUGCUUUUUUACUGCCAGAGCCCAGCCCCAGAACACGUGGAGCUGUAGAAUAAUGGAUGUAUCUGCUGUAAAAUGAGGACGCUGUUCUCAAGACAUUGUUUUCUCCUCUUGCCAUGGUGGGGCAGGGCUGUGGUUCACUGGUAGAGCAUGCACCAGAGGUGCAGGUGGUCCAGAUUCAAUCCCCAGCAUCUCCAGGUAGAACUGGGAGAGACUCUGGUCUGAAAUCCUGGAGAGCCACCAACAGGGUAGACGAUGCUGAGCUUGAUGAACCAAUUCUGUAACAAGCCAGUUCAUCUGAGGUUGAAUUCAGGCUCCCAUCAGUGCCAUCCAGCAUGAGCAAUGGGUCAAGGUUGAAGGAGGCUGUAGUCUGGAGGACCACAUCAUAUCUGCAAGGGCCUGCUGAGAAGUGGAAUACAAUGAUCUGGCCCAUAAGCUGGCUUCCAUGGUGGUAGACAGCCUGGUGUCAUCCAGAUGUGGACUACAACACUCGUUCUCCUGGGUUAUUGGCCAGACUGGCUAUGCCUCAUGGGAGUUGUAGUCCACAACUGGAGGCCACCAUGUCUGGCCACCCCAAUGUCCAAUACAGUGGUACCUUGGGUUACAUACGCUUCAGGUUACAUACACUUCAGGUUACAGACUCCGCUAACCCAGAAAUAGUGCUUCAGGUUAAGAACUUUGCUUCAGGGUGAGAACAGAAAUCGUGUUCCGGUGGCGCAGCAGCAGCGGGAGGCCCCAUUAGCUAAAGUGGUGCUUCAGGUUAAGAACAGUUUCAGGUUAAGAACGGACCUCCAGAACGAAUUAAGUACUUAACCCGAGGUACACUGUACAUUGUUCAGCUGUGGUUUGUUACAUGUUACGCACCUCAAGAACCUUCAGACAGCUUGGACAAGAGCAGAAUCAGCUUUUGUCCUUUUGUGUUUACACCCUCCACUUGUAGUGGUACAAUCCUCUCUCUUUUUUGGUGUGUCAUAAUGGGCAUGAGUCCAGAACAACCUGGGACUUGGCUGCCACUGCAAAAAUCAGUGUUUUGAUUCCCUAUGUUCUGUAACACUUGGCCCACAUGCAGCUUUGGUACUAUGUAAGGUUUCUAGACCUCAUGGUUGUGGUAUGAAGUUGGGAAAUGUGCAGCUGGUGUUUGCUGAAGGCCUUGAAAACCAGAAGACUGAACUGGGUGGGGAACCGCAGAAACCAAUCUCCCUAUGGGCGUUGUUGUUGUUUAGUCGUUUAGUCGUGUCCGACUCUUCGUGACCCCAUGGACCAGAGCACGCCAGGCACUUCUGUCUCCACUGCCUCCUGCAGUUUGGUCAAACUCAUGCUGGUAGCUUCGAGAACACUGUCCAACCAUCUCGUCAAGUAGUCAAUUAAGUCAAGUAGUCAAUUAAUAAUUUUUAUUAAUUUGCUUGAUUUGGGGGAGGCAGUUGCCCCCCUGGCUAUGCCCAUGCAGCUUCGCACUCCCAAAAUAGGUGGGGUUUUUUGUUUUUCUUUAAAGGUAAGUGUAGCUUCAAUGCAUCCAUAAAUUAGGACAAUCUUUACAGGAUGUUAUCAUGGCUUAAAAAGCCAAUAAUCUAUUAAUGUUUUGCCUGUGCAUUCAGCUCCUUCUUCCCCCCACCCACAUUGCAGCACAAGGAACCUAACCAGGACCUUUUCCGGUUUGUCCUGAACUGGAAACCUGUGGUUACCAAAUUCAGAACAAAGCAGGAUAUGAAUCCAUGGAAGUAGUUCUUUUACAUCCUGUCUUUUUUUGAACAAACUUCGCAAACCCUUUUCAGUUAGAGUCUUCCUGAUUUAAUCACAGUUGGUGCAAAGGUAAGAGAGCACAGGGGCUCUGUUGGGGAAUAGGCUAGGUAAUAUUUCAGCUGACAAACCUGAGAUAUUGUCCAUACCGCACAAAGUCUCCAGCUGUAACUGUAUCGCUUCACGAACACUAUCUCAAGUGCAAAAAUGCGUACAAAAAAAUGAUGGCUGGGACUGAUGGGAGCUGGGCUUUGACAACAUCUGGAAGGCAGCAGGUUUGGGAAGGCUGCUUUUCUGUUCUGGUAACCCUGGAGAAACAAUAUAAACUUUCAGAAGUGCCCAUCUGUGAUCUUCCAGUUGUGGUUGGAUGGCCAUUGGCCAUGCUGCCUGAGGCUGAUGGGAAGUGGAGUCUGGCAACAUCUGGUGGAUCACAGGAUUCCCGCCCCUGGUUUACAAGCGUCUUCCUUGCUUCCCCUUCUGCCUGGAAUUGCUUCCCCAAACACCUUUGUGAUGCUGUUUCUCUCUUCCGCCUACCCUUCAAAUCCUUCAUCAAAGGCCAGCUUCUCUGGGACGCAUUUGGCCCAGCCCCUUCCCUUAGUCCUCACCCCCUACUGCAGAGAUAGCCUAUGCAGUGGCCUCCGGAUGCUAGUGGCUUACAACUCCCAUUAUCCUUCAGCAUUGGCCAGGCUGAUGGGAGAUGGAGUUCCGCAACUGUAUUAUAUCAUUUCCCACCCCACCUUUGCCUACUCUCCAUCUGUUAUGUACUGAAGCUCUCACCCUGGGCCAGCAGGGGGAUACUGUAGAUAGUUUUCACUCAGGUCCACAUAUGCAAAUAAGGAAUUGAAAGUGACGUUCAGUGAUUGGAUAGUUACAGAAAGUUGUUACUGUUGCCUUGUAGUUGAGCUCUAUAUAAGCAGGUUGGCUGAACCCUUCGGUUCAGUUCUGUUCUGGCCUGUGAAUAAACAAGAGCUGUCUGAAGAAUCGCUGUGUCGUCUGAUAUGUUCAUCCACAACUUAACACCACCUUUCAGCAGUAUCUGGAAGGUCACCACAUUUGCUGCCCCCCUGCAUUAUGACAACGAGGCUCCCCUUUUUCAGUCACAAUAAAAUAAUAAUAAUAAUAAUAAUAAUAAUAAUAAUAAUAAUAAAUUUAUUAUUUAUACCCCGCCCAUCUGGCUGGGGUUCCCCAGCCACUCUGGGCAGCUGCCAACAGAAUAAAAAAAGAAUAAAACAUCAGACAUUAAAAACUUCCCUAAACAGGGCUGCCUUCAGAUGUCUUCUACAAGUCAGGUAGUUGUUUAUUUCCUUGACAUCUGAUGGGAGGGCGUUCCACAGAAUGGGUGCCACCACUGAGAAGGCCCUCUGCCUGGUUCCCUGUAACCUCACUUCUUACAGUGAGGGAAUUGCCAGAAGGCCCUCAGAGCUGGACCUCAGUUAAAACCCUUCUCCACAGAAUAAAAACAAACAGACAAGUGGAGCGUUGGGUGCCACAAUUUAGGGAGGAGGUUGCCAAGCUGGAACUUGUGCAGAGGAGCACAACCAAGAUGAUCAAGGGUCUGAAAACCAACACACAAGCAUCAACCAAGAUGAUCAAGGGUCUGGAAACCAAGCCUUAUGAGGAACGGUUGAAGGAGGUGGGUUAGUUUGGCCUGGAAAAGAAGAGACUGAGAGGAUACCCAUUUUCAAAUAUCUCAAGGGCUGUCACAUGGAAGAGGAAACAAGCUUGUUUUCUCUGCUCUGGAGGGGAGGACUCAGACCAAUGGAUUUAAGUUACAAGAAAGUAGAUUCAGACUAAAUACCAGAGCUCUUUGACAGUGAAACAGACUCUAUCAGAAGGUGGUGGACUCUCCUUCUUUAGAGGUUUCUAAACAGAGGUUGGAUGGCCAUCUGUCAUGGAUGCUUUAGCUGAGAUUCCUGCAUUGCAGGGGGUUGGACUAGGUGAAUUCUAUGAUUCUCUAUUCUAUUUCUGGAUUUGUCAUUUGUUCUGCUUCUAAUGUUCAGGUGGGAGUAGCGGUGCUUGCAUUGCCAAAACAGUGCCAUGCAAGAGGGAGGUAUGGGCAGGCUUGUGGGGACCCCAAAAUUUGUAGGAAUGCCCCCCAAAUCAUUAGAAAAUUGAUGGCUGGGGGGGAAACACAAAGGGGAGGCGAACCCCAAAACAGACCAGUUGUAGACUGCAUGUGUGCAGCGGCCACAGAAUUCUGGCAGGGUCAGAGGGGGAAUGGGAUGGAAUAUCCUAGAGGGGGAAUGUGGCUGGCUGGCUGGAACAGGAUCACUCCGCACUGCAACACUUUGUUGCAGGUCCUACUUGUAGGCAUUCAGUCUGCCUCCCCAACACACCCAGCAGGCCCACAUUAUCAAAUGGCAUUGGUGGUGCUGUCAUGAUUCGUGAAGCUACGUAACUCAUUAAGACACUGUUGUCUGCCAUAUUUUUGAAGUGUAUAUCCUUUAAAGACCGGGUACAUGAAUCACGAGAGCCGCAUUUAAAGUGCAGUGCUGGUUGUGCAUGAUCUGCGGAGGGAGCGCAUCAGAAUGUGCCAGAUAAUUCCCCAGGUGGUUAGUGACAUCUAUAUGCAAAUAUAGAUGGAUGUACAUCCUGCAAUCUGUUACAUGCCACUGCCUCUUGGCAAAAAAAAAGAAAAAAAAGAAAAAUCCUUCAUAUACAAGGUAAAAUGAAAUGUCUGUAUCAUCCCAAUGCCUGAGACUUGUGGGGCAGACCAUAGUGCUAUCAUAGGGUGAGGCUAUGUAGGACACCAUGGGGCUGCCAACAUAAGAGAUCUAACUCAUAGAUCUCUUGAGUAAUUUGCAGCAGAUGAGCAAGAUAAUUGACUUCCUACUGUAAUAACAAAAAAUAGGGGUCCCCCCCCCUUCUAAACAAGGCAGCUGAGAUGAAGAAAGCUUGGAUUGUGGGGAAAACCAGGAGAAAACAUGACUGACCUCUAUUCUGGUACCCGAAACAAAUUCCUGAGAAUGUUCUCCAGGGGAAUUCUGUUCCAUAAACCUGAAGGUACAUGUCUUACCACCACCCACUGCCAGCUGCUGUUUUCCACCUGGUUCCAGCUGGUGAAUCUCUGGACUCCGGUGACAAAUGAAGUAGAUCACACAAGCCUGGUGUCUGCUUGCUCAAGUUACAGAAGACUCGCAGCCAAAAUCUAGGCAGGGCCCGGGGAAGUGGUCCAGCAGGAAAAGGGCAAAAGUGACAAUGUAAAGAUACAGGAAUAUGACAAACAACGAGGCUUUCCGGGUUUUCUCUCCCACGUUUUGGGCAAAUUUUCCGCUUUGGAAAAAUGAGGAUCUGGGGGAAGCACUGGGAAAGAGGAGUAUAUUCUCUCUUUCAUAUCACUGAUCAAAAGCAACAGCUAGUAUUUUGAAAUAAUAUUGCCGCAAAACACCCAGGCCCAAGAUUCAAAUAGUUUGCAAUAUGAGACUGGUUCAUGGUCUUGAUAUUUGUUAAGUUGUGGGUGAACAUAUCAGACGACAUAGGGAUUCUUCAAACAGCUCUUGUUUAUUCAGAGGCCAGAACAGAACUGAGCUGAAGGGCUCAGUCAGCCUGCUUAUAUAGAGCUCCAGUACAACGUUACUGUAGCAACUUUCUAAAACUAUCCAAUCACUGAACGUCACUUUCGAUCCUUCAUUUGCAUAACUAUCUACAGUAUCCCCCUGCUGGCCCAGGGUGAGAACUUCAGUACAUAACAAUAUUGAUGCUCACUGGCCUCAGGCCCCGAGAAUGGGCUUCCCAAACUGGAUACUGAGCAACCUUAACUGCACGUGUUCAGAAGUCUCUGGGACAGCAAAGGAGCAGUGGAGGGAUUGUGAAAAGACAUAACAGGAGUCUUGGCAGUGUUCCUGAUCCACACUAGCUUUUGCCUUGACUGCAGCUCUCUUCCCAUUUUCCAACUCGUGUGUCAAAUGAGGGUGGCUGCUUGCACAUUGCUGAUAAAGACUAAAUGCAUCGCCAGAAAGACUGUUUUUGCAUGACAUGUGCAUUUGUUUGUUAAUGUUAACUGCAUCGAUCUGCUAAUUCAUAUGGAUGGAGGCAAAUUUAGAAAUAACUACUAUAAUUUAAAUCAGGGGUGGGGAACGUUUUUCAGUCUGAGUCAUAGGCAGCCUUCUGGGGACCAGCCACUUGGUAGUUGUGGGCAGCAAAAGUGGGCGGGGCAAUGGAUGCAAAUGUUCUCCUUGUAUGGCAGGCUAGUUUCUGCACAUACUCAUGUUCCCCUCUCUCUUCGUCUACCCAGGCAAGCAAGAGGCAUUAGCAGAAUUCGAGGAAACAUUCCAGGCAGGCAAAAAAAUUCAGGGGAGGUGCAAAGCAGGGCUAGCAAAAGGGUGUGGCCUGAGGAGAGUGGGGUGGUGGUCCAGGAAGACUCCUGGGGCCAUAUUUGGCCCCCAGGCCUAAGGUUCACAACCCCUGAUUUAAAUAGAAAUAUGGCACAUCUCAUCCAAGUGGGGUGGAAGAAGUAACCUGUGUAGUCUGCUGUCCUACACAUUUUGCUGUCCUGGUGUUUUAAGGUCUCUGCUUUCUCACAGCUCAGUUGGUUAGAGCAUGGUGCUGAUAAUGCCAAGGUUGCAAGUUCGAUCCCCGUAUGGGAUAGCUGCAUAUUCCUGCAUUGCAGGGGGUUGGACUAGAUGAUCCUCAGGGUCCCUUCCAACUCUACAAUUCUAUUAUUAUUCUUGCCAUUAUUCAUCUUUCAACCGGACUUCAGCCAAACAGCCCUUCAGAUAGGCAUGGGAAACCUUUAGGCCACCAAACAUUGCCGAACUACAACUCCCAUUAUCCCAGGCCGUUGGCUACGUUUGCAAGGACUGAUGGGAGUUGUAGUUUGGCAACCUCUGGAGGGCCAAAGGUCUCCCACUCCUGAAAUAGAGGGUUGUCCCUCUGCAAAGCAGGGCUGAUGGCCAACCGACUUCAAACAGCUUUGGGGAAAGCCCUAGCAAUGUUGAAGAAGUGUUAGGGUGAGGCUGCUGCCCCUCUCUUUCCGUCUCUCCACCCUGCCAGCUUAGGCUCACCUUUCUCCAGAACAUUAACCAGACAGAAAAGCCCUUAAAUUUGGCAUGUGGUUCUGUUCUAAUCUACUCAGGAGUCCCUUAUCGGGCCUCACAGCCACUUAGGCAUUUCCAAAAAGGAGACGGCGCAGCCGACUUGCACUUUGUCACAUCUUGAACACUUGUUGUAGCAGAAAGGGGAGAAGGUGAAAGAAUUGGCAGGAACUGCACCAAAUGAAUUGUCUGCCUCUCGCUCUUUCCUUUUGGGUUUUUUUUUGGGGGGAUGGGAAUGUCUACUGGGCAGGACUAGUGGGGGAUGCCUGGGCAGCAGUUUCACGGUUCCCCAACCCAACCAGCCACCAUCAAUUAGUGAGAAAUGAAAUUGCAUUUUAAAGUUAUGCACAGAAAGGAGAAGCUUUGGUGGAAAACUCGUGGCAGAGUGCAUUGUUCUGGUUGUGCUUUCAUCACUUUUGAGUCCACCAAGGCGUUGGGUGGCUGUCCGUCCUUUUAUUCUACAAAUGAUAUCUCUGGUAGGCUGCAUCCUGCUCCUUUUCAGGGUGUGUGUGUCUCCUAGGGAAAAAACUACAGCAUCCUCUGCGGGGCUUCUCUGUAAGGGCAGGAAGCUGGGAAAGCAACCUAUUGUACAGCUGACUGCUGCUGGUCGUGGUUUUUUUAAAAAAAUUGAAUGUAAAAGAAAUCAUUCUGGAAAGGUCUUUUAAAAAACAAAACAAAAAAAAAGAUAAAAGGGAAGACUUCCCUUAAAGACAAGAUCAGCAGAUGCACCUGUUUCAGGCACAAUGGCUGCCAGCCUCCAUUCUUGAAUUCAAGCCCAGAGGAAGAUAUCAGAACACAAUGGGGUGAAAUUUGAUUCAGUGCGAACCUCCCCGAUUUGUACUUUCUGAAACAAUAGAUGAGCUGAAAUGCAGCUACACUUUGAAGUCCACGCCUCUCCAAAAUUUGCAACGCAGUUCUUCAGCCAAGUAAUGAGUACAAAAAUGCAUAUACGUGAGACCAAAUAUGCAUAAAAAUGCAUAUAUUAGUGGGAAAUGCCUAAAAACGUGGUGGGGGGGAUAUGGAUAAAUUUGGCAUUAAAAUGCCGGUGAAUUUUCUGGAGGGCUUUUAAAUAAAAAUCAGAAACGGAUGUGGAAAUGACAAGAACUGAACCUAAGACUGGGGAAAUGAGAAACUGAGAGAAGUUGAAAAUGGCAGAUUCUCCUAUCCAUCCUCCUCCUAUGAGGUUUUCCCAUAUCGGGAAGCACCUGCAGCUUAGGAAGCUGCAGAGCACAAGGCAAAUGUUUAAUGGAAAGAAAAGUACACCACACCAACCAAAGAGAUAAAGGGCGUUCCAAACUUUCUUGGCUGUGAAUGAGGAAGCAGCAGCAGAAGCCUCUUUCACAGGAGCAAAAAACUUCCAAGUAGUUGGAAGAACGGUUUUGACACAGCUCAUGCAAAGGAACGGAAGUAUCCAGUACGGAGCACUAAUUCAUAGGGAAGAAAGUGGUCUGCUGCAGAGGACAUGCAAACAGUGUUCUGGAGCUCUUUACACCAUUCUUGGGGCCAGCCUCAACAAAUGUGUCAUAAGUCACAGGGCUCAUCUACACUCGCUUGCCCUGACACUUCCCUCUGGGAAAACCCAAUUUUUACUGCAAAUGUCAAAUGGGUUUUCUCCUGGUUGAUGUUUGCUCUAAUUUAGCUCUAAAGAGCAGGUUUUCCUGGGGAAAGUGGAGUGGCAAAGGCAAAACUUAACAGACCCUCUGGGUGUCCUUAUUUUCCAGGGACAGUCCCAGAUUUACAGAAGCCAUCUCGGUUUCUGAUUGAUCCUGGAAUGUCCCUCUUUUCCUUAGGACAGCCCUAUUUCCACCAGAGAAAUGUUGGAGGGUUGUGAGUCAAGCUAAGAAACCACUCAGACCCAAGCUUCCUUGGCAUGAGACAAGCCCUUAUUCAAUCUUAAACACACGGUUAUUAUUAAUAUAGGACGUCCGGGAUGGAGAACCUGUUUCUCUCCACGUAUUUCUGGGCUCCAACUCCCAUCCGCUGCAUUCUGCAUGGGCCACGACCACUGAAGAGGAUAGGAGUUUUAUUCCACCAUCCUCUGGAGGGCCACAGGUUCCCCAUCCCUGACACAAACACAUAAUGGGUGGUGUUUGCUGUGAGCCCUACUCAGAGUAGGCCCCUUCAAGUUAACAAACUUGACCAAUUUAGGUAGGUUUGUUCAUCUCAGCAGGUCUAUUCUGAGUAGAACUUAGUUCUACUGCAACCCAGAACUCCUAUCCCUGUUUUCAGAUGAAUAUUAUUUCCCAAAGGAGUUCGUAUCAAUAAAACAAAGUUCCAGACGAGAGCCAUCUCCCUGCCUUCAGGCUUAUGGACUAAAAAAAGACAGCCAGGGCAGGAGAGCGGAGGGAACAGGGACAUCCGUUUUGACAAUGCCAGGACAAAGUCGUGAGUUAUAAACAGACAUGCACAUCCAGCUGUGGCCAAGCUGGUUUCGUCUUGCUUGGGCAGGGGUUGUGCAACUAACCCAGGAGCCCUUAGUCCCUGGGAUGAUGGCAGAGGCCAGAGUGUGCUUUCUUCCAGCUCUACAAUCCAAGGGCUAUCCAUACAGAUAUAUUUUAAAAGGAGAUGCCCUCUUGGCUUACUAACACACUUGCUUCAGAAGUACAGGGCAGUUGAUUGCAGGUGGAGAAGAGAACCGUAGAAUUGUAGAGUUUGAAGGAAUCCUGAGCAUCGUCUAGUCCAGUGUUUCCCAAACUUGGGUCUCCAGCUGUUUUUGGACUACAAUUCCCAUCAUCCCUGACCACUGGUCUUGCUAGGAAUGAUGGGAGUUGUUGUCCCAGAACAACUGGAGACCCAAGUUUGGGAAACACUGAUCUAGUGCAACCCCUUGCAAUGUGGGAAUAUUCAGCUAUCCCAUACUGGGAUUGAACCUGUAACCUUUGUGUUAUCAGCACCUGGCUCUAACCAACUGCGCUAUUCAUCUGCAAUAGCAGUGGAGGCUGGUCCAUUAGGACAGAUGAGGCCCUGCUCCACCAGAGAUCAUCUGCCCUCAGCCAGACCCCACCUGCCUGCCUUCUUACUUCUUACAGUACGUCACUUUCUCUAGCCUGAGGGCCUCCAUCAGCCUAUGGUCAGGGAUGAAGGGAGCUGUAGACCAGUGACAUCUGGAAGGCAACAGGCCAGGGAAGGCUGUAAACAAGUUGGAGCGUAUGUCCUAAGGCAAGAAUAGGCAGCCUAUGUACCUCCAGAGGUUGCUGGAUUUCUCCUCCAUCAGCCCCAGCUAGCAUGAUCAAUGAUCAGGGAUGAUAUGAGUUGUCAUGAAACAACAUCUAGAGAGCCACAUGUUCCCCACCUCUAGGAACAUAGGAAGCUGCCUUAUCCUGAGUCAGGCCAUUGGUCCAUCUAGCUCAGUACUGUCUACACCAGGGGUGCCCAAACUUUUUUCAAAGAGGGCCAGAUUUGAUGACGUGAACAUGCAUGAGGGCUGACCAUUUUGCCUGACAUUAUUUGAUUGUUCCCCCAAAGUUCUUGACCUUUUUUUUAGGAUUGAAGUUCUUGACCUUUUCUUAGGAUUGUUCCCCCCAAGUUGUUGAGGGUCUCACAAUCCUUACAAAAUUGAAUAGCAGAAACUAGGUUCACAGGCAGAACAGAGAGCCAAACGACGGACGGGAGUGAGAGAUGAACACCGGGCACCUGUGCAAGCUGACCAGCAGAAGGGAUACAGAGCGGCGGGCAGCUGCCAAGCUGCUGCCGCAGAAUUCCCCUCUCGCUUCACCUUGCCUGCUUCGUCCGCAUCACACCUGCGCACUGACAUCUCGAGCAGCACCGCUCAAGCAACCAAACACACAGCGCCACUGCUGGAGACGCACCAAUCGCAGCCCACCCUGCCCACCUCUAACCUUCCUUGGCGGAGCAUUGGCUCCAGGGGAGAGCGAGCAGAGCAGCAGGCAGGUGCUCGGGGGCCGCAACAGAUUGAUUUUUCCAAAUUGCCUGUGGGGCUGGUUUAAACUGGGCCCAGGCCACAAAUGGCCCUGGGCCAGACUUUGGACAUGCCUGGUCUACACUGACUGGCAGUGGCAUUCCAGGGUUUCAGACUGGGGAUAUUUCCAUCCCUACCUGGAGAUCCCAGCGAUUGAAGCUAGGACCUUCUGCAUAGAAAGCAGAUGGUCUACCACCGAGCUAUGGUCCUUGCAUGUUUUGCCCCAUGUUGGGCACAAGGUUCCUGCAUUUCAGGGGGUUGGACUAGAUCAGUAUUGGCCAAAGUUGGCCCUCCAGCUAUUUUUGGACUACAACUCCCAUCAUCCCUAGCUAACAGGACCAGUGAUCAAGGGAUGAUGGGAAUUGUAGUCCCAAAACAGCUGGAGGGACAAGUUUGGCCAUCACUGGACUAGAUGAUCCUCAUGGAUCCAACUCUAUGAUUCCCCUACAAUCUGCCCAAGGGGUUCCUGGAUUUGAUUUUGGUUUAGCCUGAAGCUACUGGGGACAGUGUGAGGGCACCAGGGCCUGGGAAGACGCACAGAGCAGAUAGUGGUGGCUUGUAUUAAUGUGGCGCCAUCCCCAAACUUUGUGUGCGUUUGUGGCAACAGAGGGGGUAAGCAGAUGUGCCUGGUGGAUUUCCACAGGCCCUGUAAUUCAGGGCAGAGGGGGAGGAGACCAAAGGAGUGGCCAGCUUUACAGAGACAAAUGCACAAAAUUAACAUCUCUUGGCUUCUGGGAAUGACCUAAUUUCUGGCGGUUGAGCUGGUGCCAGGCAGCUAUGGCAACAUACUGCAGGGGUGUGCAAAGCUCAAUGCCAGGCCUGUCAGCGUGAAGGGCUGGUAAAAUGAGAGAGGUGUGUCCUUGUCACCACGAUCUGUGCACGUUGGUAGCACAGACGAAGGUGCCUAUGCUCACUCCCUUCAUCAAAGUUGGUUCUGAGGAGCUUGGACAAGAGCCAAUGGGUUUCCUUUGCUGUAAAAGCAUCCUCCAUACCAGGCAUAGGCAAAUUCGGCCCUCCAGAUGUUUUGAGACUACAAUUCCCAUCAUCCCUGACCACUGGUCCUGUUAGCUAGGGAUGGUGGGAGUUGUUAGCUAGGGAUGGAGGGUUGAGUUUGCCUAUGCCUGCUCCAUACUCUCCGCCAAUAACUAGGGGGAGAUAGGAAAGACCUAUCAGCCUCUUCCCCCUCCCUGAGGAGUGGUUCAUGUACCUUAUUUAAUUUAUUUUAACUUGUUAAAUUUGUUAGCCACCCCCCCCCCCCGCAGUGCAACCCAAAGAGACUUACAGCAACCAAUAAAUGGCAUGCUUUAAAACCACCAGAAAACAAAACACAACGCUGUACAGUCAUACCUUGGAACCCAAACGCCUUGCAAGUCAAACGUUUCAGCUCCUGAAUGCUACAACCCUGGAAUUGAGUGUUCUGGUUUGCGAACGUUCUUUGGAACCCGGAAGUCCAACGCGGCUUCUGAUUGGCUGCAGGAGCUUCCUGCAGCCAAUCAGAAGCCGCGCUUUGGUUUCUGAAUGUUUUGGAAGUCGAACGGACUUCCGGAAUGGAUUCCGUUCGACUUCCGAGGUACCACUUUAAAUGCAAGAAAAACCUAAAAUGCAGAAAACGUCAUAAGGAAUGGGCCGAUCAUAAAAACGUAGAACUGGAAAGGACCCCAAGGGUCAUCUAGUCCAACCCGCUGCAAUGCAGGAAUCUCAGCUAAAGUAUCCAUGGCAGAUGGCCAUCCAACCUCUGCUUAAAAUGUGGCCUGCAAGGCUGUAACUCAGUGGUAGAGCAUCACCUUUGCAUGGAAAAAAUCCAUCCACAGGUAAAGCUGAGAACACCCUCUGCCAGAAACCCUGGAGAGCUGCUGCCGGUCAGUGUAGACAGUAAUGAGCUAGAUGGACCAGUGAUCUGACUCCAUUUAAGGCAGCUUCUUAUUCGUGCUACUUGUGCUAUUAACAUGUUUUAAUCUACAUAGAGGGAAAGGCUGUGAUGGGCGUCAGUCAGGCCCUGCAGUGGCCAGAUUCCCUUCUCCCAAAGUAACACAGGCAGCUGCUUUCUACUGGUUCAGACCCCUGGCUUAUCUAGCUCAGUUCUGUCUACACUGACUGGCAGCAGCUGUCUGGGAUUUCAGGGAUGGGAGAUGCUGGGGACUGAAGCUGAGGCCUUCCGCAUGCAGAGCAGAUGCUCCCUCCCCCAGCCCCCAGGCUCCAGCCCUCCCCUAAGCACAGGUGUGUGGAAAGUUACCAAGUUCCUGGCGGGCAGAAGCCGAGGUCUUUUGAGAGGGUGCCCUUGCAAGGGGCACACAUGGGUCAGAAGUCCUGGCAGAGCUGCUGAGCAUGAGGGGCACCCAGACCAGACAGCCUGGAGGUGGCUGGAUGGCGGAACUGAUGGGAAUUGAAUGAGGCUGUGAUACAAAGCGCCUAUUGUCCGCCUGCCGACUUGCGCACUCACAAGCUGCCAGCUCUGGCUGAAUUCCCCCAAGCCCACCCCCCACUCGCAGGACGGCAAGAUGGGAUUUGUCACACACACACACACACACACACACACACACACAGCUUUCCCCUCUUUUUGCCCUGUGUUCUCCGUCCAGGCUCAACUUCUGAAAAGCAUUCUUAUUGAGCAAGAACCGAUCGCGGCUUUCGAUCACUGUUGAGCCAAUAUCCCACCUCGGGGAGACCAAGCUGCCACCACAACCUCCUUUCUGCUUCCCAUCAUAGAGGAGAGCCGAGGCGCUCUGGAGCUGUAGGGGGCUGAGCACCUGUUUUGCGCCCCAAAGGCCCCCACCUUCAAUCUCUCCAUUGCCAGGUAGGGCUGGGGAAAACCCUGGAGAGCCGCUACCAGCCAGCCAGGUGGACCACUGGUCAGAAUAAGGUCACUUCCUGUAUUUCUAUCAACCCCAGUUAGCGCAUUUGGACGGCCAUUUGGCUGGAUGACUUUCGGAAGUGGUCCUGGGAGGACGACUCCACCUGUUACCCCAUUUGCUAGCAAAUUCUCUCCGACAACAACCCCAAUUCCUACUGGAUCCUUGUGGAAUGGCUCUGGAAAAGUUAUAUACAGUGGUACCUCGGGUCACAGACGCUUCAGGUUACAGACUCCGCUAACCCAGAAAUAGUACCUCAGGUUAAGAACUUUGCUUCAGGAUGAGAACAGAAAUCGUGCUCCGGCAGCGGCAGGCCCCAUUAGCUAAAGUGGUACCUCAGGUUAAGAACAGUUUCAGGUUAAGAACAGACCUCCAGAACAAAUUAAGUUCUUAACCCGAGGUACCACUGUAUACCCUCCAACCUUUCUCUGAUGAAAAUAGAGACAUCCUAUUCCAUGAUGAUAGUAAGAAUAAUUUUAUUAUUUAUAGCCCACCCAUCUGACUGGGUUGCCCCAGCCACGCUGGGUGGCUUCCAACAUAUAUAAAACCAUAAUAAAACAUGAAGCAUUAAAAAACUUCCCUAUACAGGGCUGCCUUCAGAUGUGUUCUAAAGGUUGUGUAGUUACUUAUCUCCUUGGCUUGGGGGUCGCGUAACUCCGUACCCUCCAACAUUUCUCCACUGAAAAUGGGGACACCCUAAGGGAAAGCGGGACAUUCUGGGAUAAAUCAGAAACUGGGAAGGCUUCUGUAAAUUUAGAACUGUCCCUGGAAAAUAGGGACACUCGUAGGGUCUGGUCAUUGACACCUAUUGUCUGCUCCCCACUGCUUCUCUCAUCCUUAAGUUUUUAUGCCGCCCAAUUAAAACCACUGGGGUUCUUUUAACCAACAGAUGAAGCAACUUUCCAUUUUAUUUUUCACUGCCGCUCAGUCUCAAACACCUUUUCCAAAUCUCUGCCACAGCAAUGCCUCUUAAUGUAUAGUCUGCUCUGCCAGUUGCUAUCGGCUAGUAGAGCAUCACAAAAACAUCCCAAACCCAAAGCCCAUCGCCAGCCAAUUUUUUUUGCUUUUGUGGGAGGGGACGCCCUCUGUUCUGUGUUCUGCACUCUGCGGUUGGGGGGAGAAGGUGGAUUCACUGCUAGCUUUAGAGCCGAGGGGCCAGGAAGUCUGUUGUGGGGUGCAGCUGGGCCUUCCACACGAGGUUCACCCAGAUCUGUACCCAGGUUGGCGCUGCCACGGUCUCCUGCUUACUCUAAUUGGCUCCCGGAGGUGAAUUUGUUCCUGGACCCGGUGGUUUUCCGGCUUCUGUUCUUCUGGGCAAACUUUUUUGCUGGGGAGGAGGAGCCGCACACCUCCCUGUUGAUCCUGCCCUAUUUCCGUGGGGGUGGACAAGGAGCCUGGCAAGAGCUAUUUGUGCUAUCUGGGCGGCUUUCAUCUCCCUUCCCCCUGCAGCUCUGGCACAAUGGACCGCCGAUUUCACGCCUAUUAGCAGGCAGGAAUGCAGCGGUUCGCCUCUGCCUCUGUGUAGCUUCAAAAAGGAUUUGCCGUGAAGCGUGGAAAUACAACGCAGAGGCGGCCCUGGGCCCGAGGCGGGGAGGGUGCGGUGGGAGGAGGACGAACGGAGCCAACAAGUGGGGAGAGGGGAGGUGGAAUAUACGUGGCAGUGUUUUCUAAGUGGAACACGGGAGUCGCACCUCCCGGCAGGCCCCGGCGAUUGCAACCAUACGAAGAGCCGUGGAUCCGGGGCAGGACACAUGCCUUGCUUGCAGAAGGUCCCAGAUUCAAUCCCCUGCAUCUUUAGGCAGAGGUUUUUUUUGGGGGGGGGACUAUGGAGAACUUCUGCCAGUCCCUGUAGCCCAAAGGCAGGGCAACUUUUUCAGAGCCUGAGAGUCACAUAAAGUACUACAGUGGUACCUCAGGUUAAGAACUUAAUUCGUUCCGGAGGUCCGUUCUUAACCUGAAACUGUUCUUAACCUGAAGCACCACUUUAGCUAAUGGGGCCUCCUGCUGCCGCCGUAGCACAAUUUCUGUUCUCAUCCUGAAGCAAAGUUCUUAACCCGAGAUACUAUUUCUGGGUUAGCGGAGUCUGUACCCUGAAGUGUAUGUAACCAGAGGUACCACUGUAUUAUGCCGCCUCCUCAUGGGACCAUGAAUAGUCUCCACUCAACAGUGCUGCAUUCACACCCUACAUUUAAAGUAGUAUCGUAGCACUUUAAACAGUCACAGCUUCCCCCAAAGAAUUCUGGGAAGUGUAGUUUGUUAACAGGUGCUGAGUGUGGUUAGGAGACCACCUCCCAAUUCCCCUCCCAGAGCUACAGUUCCUCCUGCCCGUGAGUAGGCUUGUCAGCUUUUGACCCACCUCUGUGUCUUUUAACAGCCAUUUGAUUGGCAGCAAUUAAGCCAGUGAUUGAGCUUUAUCUCCAGUCUAUGAAAUUCCUUUAGAGCUGAUGACUCUAUGGCACAUCCAGUACAAAAAGUUGGCAGCCCUCUAUUCUCAUUCCCUCUCUAUCUCAUCACUUGCAUUUCAAGUACAACAGUUCUGACAAAGGGUUGUGUUGAAUGCUAGUUCUGCUCAGAGUAGACUGAUUUGAAUUAAUGAACAAGACUUAAGAUAGAGUCAUGAUUUUCAAUGGGUCUACUCUGAGUAAGACUUGGUUGCCUACAACCCCAUAUCUGGUCUAGGGGAUCCUGAAAAAGCGUCCCUAGGUGUUUUUGCCAGAUGAAGUGUACUUGUUUGUGGGUGCUAUGCUGCUCUCUCUGACCCGAGGGCAGCAGAAUUGUGAUAUCGGGUGAAGAACCUGCCACUCUUAAAUGUUGUUGAACUACAACUCCCAUCAUCCCUGAUCAUUGGCUAGCCUGGCUGCGGGUCAUGGGAGUUGGCCCAGCAACAUCAGGAGAGCCAGAGGUUCCCCAUCCAUGAUGUAAGCUGUUUCAGGACUGGCAAAGAGGGGGGGCAUAAGAAGAAAUGUUAGCUAGAGAUGUUGACAAAGUUCUCAAGUUCAAGAAGCAACUCCAAGGACUUGUAAAAACCUACCUUAAAUGAGAGCUGAGCUUGUAAAGUCCCCCUCUCUGUUCUUCUUGGGCUCAGAUUAAAAUCUAAAUCAAAGAAGAAUUCAUGGCUUCCCCUGGCCCAUCCCUGCUAAACUUUCCUUCCCCCAAAGCUACCUAUAGGUAAAGGGUACCCCUGGCCAUUAGGUCCAGUCGUGACCGUCUCUGGGGUUGCAGCACUCAUCUCACUUUAUUGGCCAAGGGAGCCGACGUACAGCUUCCGGGUCAUGUGGCCAGCAGGACUAAGCCGCUUCUGGCGAACCAGAGCAGCGCACGGAAACGCCGUUUACCUUCCCACCGGAGCGGUACCUGUUUAUCUACUUGCACUUUGACAUGUUUUCGAACUGCUAGGUUGGCAGGAGCAGGGACUGAGCAACGGGAGCUCACCCCGUCACGGGGAUUCGAACUGCCGACCUUCUGAUCGGCAAGUCCUAGGCUCUGUGGUUUAACCCACAGUGCCACCCGCUUCCACCCACUCUAAAAUACAUUCCCUUCCCAUUCCCUGAAGCUGUGGCAGCAGCAGUGAAUGUGUGCAGGGGGUAAAAGAAGGGAGGUGUGUUUUGGGUGUUGGUGAGGGGCUGGCCAGCUGGCUUUUGAGGGAGGGUAUUUUUUCUGAACUCUCAGAUUUGCUUGGGGAAAUUACCUGAGUGUUUCUGAUUGCCACCUCCCCCAGAAAAAAAAUUUUUUGGAUAGUUUCCAGGUGAAUGUAAGGCAGGUUCUUGGAGAGUUCACCCAUUUCUAAUCUUGGCUGCAGUGGUAUCUUUUUGUGUAUGGAGACGGCUCUCAUAACAAAGGGACGUCUCCUAGCCAGAUGACAGCCGUUUCUGUCUCUCCUCGCAGUCUAUUCCUGCGGUGUUGACAACUUCUAAAGGUAAAGCCUUGGUCUUUCCCUUUCCAGAGCUGAUAACAGAACCCAGGCACCCCCAACCUCAGGGACGCAGGAAACACAAUUCUACUUAGAAAGUGCAGUUACGAAGUACAAUCCGGAAACUGCAGCUAGUGCAGAAUGCUGCAGCACAAUUGCUGACAGGAGUGAGGCCUUGUCAGCAUAUAAGACGUGGGCUCAGAGAGCUGCACUGAUUGCUGAUGUUGCAAGGUGGUAAUGUUAGCAUAUGCAGACCUUAAAAACAUGGGACCAGUUUACCUACGAAAUCACCUUACCCCACAUGUGCCCACUCGACUGCUUCAAUCGGUUGAAUUGGUACUAUUACAGGUGCGACUCAAUACCCAUUUAUGAGAAUUCAAUCGUUUAGUGUGGCAGCAGCUGAACUUUGGAACUCCCUGCCACUUGAAAUCAAGCAAGCGCCGUCAUUGUACUCUUUCCAUCCCCCGCUGAAAACAUUCUUGUUUGGGCAAGCCUACCCAGGUGCUUAGAAAGUUGAAGUGAUUUGAAUCUGUUUUAGUAUUUUAACUUUCGUACGUUUUAAUGUAUGGUUGUGCAUUUCUCUCGAAUUUACUGUUUUAUCUCUUUGUAAACCACCCUGAGGUUUCUCACAAUCAAGUGGGGUAUACCUUUUUGUGAAAUACAUAAAUAAGCAUGUGUCUCACAAAGUCACACGGUGCACUCCUGGUUUAAAACAGAGCACAGAUCAGACAAACCAUAGUGUUUACAUCUUAAAAGUUUCUAGAUAUCAUGGUUCCUUGAAUAAACAAUCCCUGUUUAAAAUGUGUAAUGAGUGUAAAACCGUGUCCCCUUAACCCUGUUCCAUGCAGGGAACCUAGGAGUGGGCGGUUGCUAUGGGCUGUUUUUGGAUGUGAAGUUAUGGGAUGUUUUCAAUUUACAUAUUGGUGAACUUUGCAAUCCCUUUGGUUCUGAUGUACGCUGGUUAAUUGUGGAUUUGUUUAUUUUUAGCGUUAGGUUGUAGCGGUGGUAUUAGACUCUUUAUUAGGUGUUAUUGCGCUUCUGUAUUUAGACUGUUUGUUUUGGUCCUGAACAUCUUUGCGCACAGAUGUUUUUUGUGGGAAUUGUGAUAUAUAUAUAAAUAAAUUGGCUAUGAGCAGGCUAUGAGUAGACCAGGCGCCCCCUCUCAGUGGGUGACAGUGAAGGCCUAUGAGUAGAUGAGGGCCAGGGAUGAGCUAUGAGUAGACCAGGCUCCCACUCCUUGUGGGUAGCAGGGACAUUGGCAAAGGGGGCAGGGCUGGCACACUCAUCCCCGCCUCCACUUCAACGUGAUGGGAAUUGUGUGACUAACGGGAUGCCCAAAGAGGACUAUAGCUUUGUAGCUCUUUACCACCACCCCCCUCCAUCCCAAACCUACGCAAAAUUGUGAACUCAGUCUUAGCAACAUGAGGAGCUGCCUAAAGGAGACCAACAGCCCAUCUAGCUCAAUAUUGUCUGCACGGACUGGCAACGGCUUUCGGGCUGUCCCCCAACCCUACCUGGAGAUGCUGGGGAUUGAACCUGGAACCUCCUGCACACCUAGAAUCAUAAAAUCAUGGAAUUGUAGAGUUGGAGAGGACCAUGAGAGUCAUCUAGUCCAAACCCCUGCAAUGCAGAAAUAUGCAGCUGUCCCUUCUGGGGAUCGAACCUGCAACCUUGGCAUUAUCAGCAGCACCCUCUAACCCGCUGAGCUAUCCAGGCUGGUAAUACUACAGCAAAGCAGAUGCUCUAUCCCUGAGCUGUGGCCCAGCCGGCUAGCCCCAUGGUCUCACAACUAUCCCAAAAGAAAGAAAUGGUGUCGCGUCCUUUAAAGGUUGCUUGGAAGUCUCCAGUCUUGGGCACGCUUUGGCACUGGAGAGUUAGUGGCUCAUUGUGGCUCAAGGAAGGGAAUCUCUCCACCAACCAUGAAUGUUCUUCUCUGCCUGACACUGCACUCCAGUUUCUGCCUCUUCCCCUCUCGCCAGCCCCUUUGCCUGCUAUUUACAAACGGCGUCUGCCAGCACCCCAACAGCCGUGGGGAGCAUGGCAAAAGGAAAGGCGUUUGCCAGAACUGGAGUUGUGCAGCGGGGCCGCCCCCCCCCCCAACCAGCAAAAGGGCACGAAGCGAAGUGAUGGUUUCGGGAGGGUGGUAAGGUCAGGAGGAGAGCUCAUCCACCCUGCCGUUCAGAUGGAGUCACACUGCCCUACAUGAGGCUCCCUUGCAAUGGUGCAAUGCUUUCGAAUGUCACCAGAUGGGAGCCCAUAUGGAGUCCCCCCUGUGGGAUUGUGGCAGGAGUGUCCCCUGCAGCUGUGUGUGUGUGUUCAGGAAGCAUGUGUGUGUGUGUGUGUGUGAGAGAGAGAGAGAGAGAGAGAGAGAGAGAGAGGUGAAUGAAUGAAUUUGCCAGGCUAUUAAACAGUGUCGGCUCCGGAUAUUUGGGUGGUCCCAUUGGGCAGGAUGACCUCAUCAGGGUCCCUGAAUGUGCCCAUCACCUCUCUGCUCUCCCCACUGCCCGCUCACUCACUAAUAAUAAUAAUAAUUUGUUUAUACCUCACCCAUCUGGCUGGGCUUCCCCAGCCACUCUGGGCGGCUUCCAACAAAAUAUCAAAAUACAGUAAUGCAUCAAACAUUAAAAGCUUCCCUAAAUAGGGCUGCCUUCAGAUGUCUCCCUCUGGAUCUGAACUGCACCCGAGGGAGAAGGCAAGGCAAGCUGCUUGCACCCUUGGGGUUUGUAUCCAGUUCCGCUCAGAGUACACCCAUUGAAAUGAACAGACUUUUGUUAGUCAAGUCCAUUGAUUUCAAGGGAUCUGCUCAGAGUAGGAUUGGCUUUGGAUACAACCCUCGCAUACCCUCCAACAUUUCUCCGAUGAGAAUAGGGACAUCCUAUUCCAUUAUUCUCAUUCUUAUUAUUUUAUUAAUACCCCACCCAUUUGACUGGGUUGCCUUGGCCACUCUGGGUGGCUUCCAACAUAUAUAAAAACAUAAUAACACAUUAAACAUUAAAAAACUUCCAUCUACAGGGCUGCCUUCUGAUGUCUUCUAAUAGUUAUCUCCUUGCUUGGGGGUCGCAUAACUCCAUAACACUGAAAAUAGAGGUGUCCUAGGGAAAAGUGGGACAUUCCAGGAGUUUUUCCAGAUCAAGGGCCAUAUUCUCCUCUUAGCAACCUUCCAAGGGCCACAUGCCAGUGGUGGGCAGGGCCAGAGGCAAAAGGGAGAGCAGCAACAGAUGCCAAUUUUACCUUUCAACAUGUGGCUAAUUCCCCCACAUAUAUGUACCUCUCUUCCUCUGCUAACCAGACAAGCAAGAAGCAUUAUCAGGAUUCAGGGACACCUUUCAGCCAGGAAAAAACACUCAAGGAACAUGCAAAGCACAGCCAAUGAAGGGUGCAGCCUGGGGAGAGUUAUGAGGGCCAGGCAGAGAGACCUGGAGGGCCACAUUCAGCCCCCCUGAGCCUGAGGUUCUCCACCUCUCUCAGGGGCAUCUUCUCACUUUUUUAUUAUUUACCCCCACUUUUUAUUAUUUCCCUGGUGGCCCCAUCCAAUCCAGAGGAGCAGGUGUGAGAAGUGAGUUGCUAUGGAAGAAGAGAAUGUGCCCCAUUUGUGCCUGGGGAGGGCUCAGGAGGUAAUACACACAAACACCCCCUGUAAAAAUAGGUCUGGUCCUUUCACUGUUUCAUUGCUUUAAGAACUGUUUUGUAAGUGAGGUGUUGGAGAUCAAAAAGUGUUCUCCCUUGGGUGGUGAGUUCGAUGAAACAGAGCCGUACAGAGGGUCCUUCUCUUCCUUGCUGUAAACACACACACACACACACACACACACACACACACACACACACACACACAAUUUUAGAAAAUGGUUGGGCAGUCGGCGCUCAGACGGGGAGUUCAGGUUGGUACCAGGCUUGGUGGCCCUGUUCCAGCCGGCAUCAGAUCCCCUAUUCCCCUGGGGUGGUUGGACCAGCCUGCCUUUCUGACUCUCUCCCAGCCCUUUGUCUCUGGCUCCAUCUCCAUGUCUCAGCCCUCUUGACCCUCUUGAGAGGAUUAUCGUGCUAUUCAGACCCUCGUUUAGUGGGUAAACUUUUAAACAAUAGGACAAAGGCCUGGCGUUAUUGGAUUGCAGUUAAGCAGGCUUUAGUGAGGAGAUAAGAGUCUCAAGAUGGAGGGAUCUGUGUGCCAAUAAAGGCUCUUUCAGCCUCGGAGAUCUUAACAGUCUCCCAGUGGCCGAAAGGGCGGAAGGUGCGGGGGGGCGGGGGAGGACAAAAGCUGGGUGCUGAAACAACUAGAUAUGCUUUUCAGCAGGGAGUGUGUGUGCGCAAACCAGCAACAUUUAUUUUAUUUCUUUCUUUAAAAGCAUUCAGAAACACAUUAAACAGGGUCCGAUCUUAUGGGUUUGGGGGAACCUGGGCAGAAAGGCGCAUCUGUACCAUAUGUUUGAAGCAGUGGGGAGAUUCUGCUUCAUGUAUAGAAGGGGAAAUACUAUUGCAGGUCACCCCGAACUCCAAGCAUUGCAAGAUUCCAGAGGUUCCAGGCAGACUUACCCAAGGUCCAUGUUUCCUUUUGGAAAAUGAGGUACGGCAGAGACUGCAGUGUCUUCAUGAUAUAUGGUUUAUUUAUACAUAUAUACAACCUGAGCUGACGGUGGAGAGGUUCCCAGCAUUACACUCCCAAGAGGAUUGUUUCCUCCGUAGGCACAUCUUAGGAUCCAGAUGGACAUCAGCCGUCAUGCCCUGGCUCCAUUCUGCUUCCCUGUUGCAUAACUGCUCCCCAACCUCCUAACUUACAUCUUUGGAGCUUUGUGUUGUCCUAAUGGCCCAUCCCCGGGCUAUCACCUCACCCAGGAGGCCAGCCUGGCAUAAUUAGCCCUUGACACAUGCUGAUUCCAAGGGACUAGCAUCGUCUAGCACACAGCUUUAUCCAUAUGGGUCUGGUCUAGUGCACAUGAGUCUAAUACUCAGGGUCUGGCUAUUUCCUGGUUUUAACACUCCAAGCAUUGAUUAAAUUCUAACGGCUAUUAGGGAAGUUUUUAAUGUUUGAUGUUGUUGCUUUUUUAUUAUUGUUGUUGUUGGUGUUCUUUUGGGAGCCACCCAGAGUGGCUGGGGAAACCCAGCCAGAUGGGUGGGUUAUAAAUAAAUUAUUAUUAUUAUUAUUAUUAUUAUUAUUAGACCCAGGAAUUUAGGGUGUCUAGCAGGCACCAACUCACAACAAUACAUUUUCAUUAAAUCUAUUUAUUUACUUUUAUAUCUCACCUUUCCACCCCUCCCCAUCUUAUGGGUUCCCCCACAACACACCCAUUUUAUUCCCAUAGCAGCCCUGUCAGGUAGAUCAUGUGGAACAAGAAUGCUUAGUCCAAGAUUAUCUAAGUUCCUGCAGGUUUGAACCUGGGUCUCCCCUCAGUCCUAAUCUGACACUCACACCACUCUGCCAUGCUAUAUUCUGGCCACAGUAAGAAGGAAGGAGAAUGAAAAGGCUGUUUCUGCAGAGCCUCAAAACCCAACUUUUUAAGGCUGAUUCACCCAUCCCUGUGUAUCGCUCAAUUAUUACCCUGAGCAGCUUUAGGGCCUUUCAGAUCCCUCAGAUCCCAGCCUGAUCACUGAGACCAUCCAAGGAAGCAAGGCUGGUUUUCCCCUGAGUUAGUGAGGCUCAUUUGACAUUGGCACAAAACUGAGCCUUUCAAGUCACAGACUCCAGUCCUGUGGAAGCUUCUUCCAAUAGAGAUUCAGGAGACGUCUUCCAGAUUAACCUUUAAACGUUUGCUGAAAACGUCUCUGUGCUACCAGGCUUAUGCAGAUAAUAAAGACAAAAUAUUAUCUGCAAUAGUUAGCUGGUGGUCUGCUAAUUACAUAAUUUUACAGUGGUACCUCGCAAGACGAAUGCCUCGCAAGACAAAAAACUCGCUAGACGAAAGGGUUUUUUGUUUUUUGAGCUGCUUCGCAAGACGAUUUUCCCUAUGGGCUUGCUUCGCGGAACAACUCAUAGAACGCGGUGUGGUAGCCUUUUUUGAGGUUUUUAAAGACUUUGGUGAUUUUUGAAGCUUUUCCAAAACUUUCCCGACACCGUGCUUCUCAAGACGAAAAAAAUUGCAAGACGACAAAACUCGCGGAACGAAUUAAUUUCGUCUUGCGAGGCACCACUGUACGUUUUUCUGAAGUUUAUCACCAUAUGUGUGUGUGCGCGUAUCUGCUUUGUGUGCUUUUUAAGUGAAACUGCAGUAUACCGCCGCCCAGAGUAUAGCCGCCCAGAGUGGCUGGGGAAACCCAGCCAGAUGGGCGGGGUACAAAUAAUAAAUUAUUAUUAUUAUUAUAUACGUGUAAUUCUUACAUUCUUACAAAUGGGUGAAUGUGUUGAAUGUUAUCUCUAGCAAUACAGUGGUAUCUCGGGUUACAGACGCUUCACGUUACAGAGGCUUUAGGUUACAGACUCCGAUAACCCAGAAGUAGUACCUCGGGUUAAGCACUUUGCUUCAGUUUGAGAACAGAAAUCAUGCGGCUGUGGCGCGGCGGCAGCAGGAGGCCCCAUUAGCUAAAGUGGUACCUCAGGUUAAGAACAGUUUCAGGUUAAGAACGGACCUCCGGAACGAAUUAAGUUCUUAACCAGAGGUACCACUGUAGUAAGGAUCUGUUUUAUAGUGUCUGAACCACGCCAGGAUGUUGCAGCCAUUGGAAGAUAAGAAGCUGCCCUAUGCAGAGUCAGGCCAUGGGCUCACCUUGCUCAGUAAUUGCCCACACUUGAUGCAGGAAGUCCGCUGCCACAGCAUCCCUGACAUCUCUCAGCAGCUGCUUAAAAACCUCUCCUCCACUACCUCCUGAAGCAGGCUGUUCCAAGGUACCACAAUUUGUCCCCUGAGCAAGCUCCUCUCUCUCUUAGUUUGAGGACAGCAAUGUCCAUCGAAAGAACACCAGCUUGAAGAGCAUUUUCUACAGACAAGCAAGUGUUAGGUUUUUCUCAUUAGUCCCCUGACUAAUGAAUGAUCAGUCCUCCCGACUCCUGGAUAGGCCUGGUCUCAGGGUUGCACAAGUUCACUCUGCAGUAAGAAAGCGAGCUUUAUAUGGAUCAGCAGUCUCUGGGGAAACUUCUCUAAAAUAUCUAUUUAAGCAUCUCUUGUUUCUUUAAUGGUCAAUUGAGCAGGAAACCACGAGCUAUUCAACGGAGCAUGACAUCCUCAGCAAGCAAACCUAGCAAAUCCCCUUUGGGGAUCUUUACACACAGAGAGUUGUGAAAAAGGAUACUCCCCCAAUACAUAAGUGGGAUAACAUAGGAACAAUAAGCAGAGGCCCUGCUGCAUCGGCCCAAAGGAUCAAACCAUCAUCUAGUCUUGCCUCUUUUUCUCGCUGUCUUCAUAUGCCUAUGGGAAGGCUGCAAUCAGAACACAAGGGCAAUAGCUCUGGAGGUAAAGCAUUGAGAUCUUUGUCCUCUGUGCAUUUGUACAGUGGUACCUUGGGUUAAAUACAGUGGUACCUCGGGUUAAGUACUUAAUUCGUUCCAGAGGUCCAUUCUUAACCUGAAACUAUUCAUAACCUGAAGCACCACUUUAGCUAAUGGGGCCUCCAGUGCCGCCGCAGCACAAUUUCUGUUCUCAUCCUGAAGCAAAAUUCUUAACCCGAGGUAAUAUUUCUGGGUUAGCGGAGUCUGUAACCUGAAGCGUAUGUAACCUGAAGCAUAUGUAACCUGAGGUACCACUGUAUAAUCCCAUUUUAUUAUUUACUUGUUGCAACGUUUCCAUCCUGCCUUUCCUCUAAAGGAGUUCAAGGCAGCAGGCCUGGUUCUUCUGCUCUCCGUUGUUACCUUCAGGACUACCUUGUGAGGUAGGAUAAGCAGGGAAACUUGCGCUUGUGUACACACUGCCCAUUUGAAGCCCAUUAUUUCUCUCAAAGAAUUCUGGGCACUGCAGUUUGUUGCUGGGAACCAUAACUCUGUGAGGGGCAUACGACAAUGCCCAGAUUUAUUUAAGAGAAAGGAAGUGCUUUGACAGUAAAGGUCUCAGGUGUACGCAGCCUUAGAGCGGACCAAGUGAGCUUUAUGGCCGAGUGGGGAUUUGAACCCUGUUCUCACCCAGGUCCUAGCCCAGCACUUUCACUACUAUCCCACAUUGGCUCUAUCUAAAAGCUGUGGGUUAAACCACAGAGCCUAGGACUUGCCGAUCAGAAGGUCGGUGGUUCGAAUCCCUGCGACGGGGUGAGCUCCCGUUGCUCGGUCCCUGCUCCUGCCAACCUAGCAGUUCGAAAGCACGUCAAAGUGCAAGUAGAUAAAUAGGUACCACUCCGGCAGGAAGGUAAAUGGUGUUUCCGUGCGCUGCUCUGGUUCGCCAGAAGCGGCUUAGUCCUGCUGGCCACAUGACCCAGAAGCUGUACGCCGGCUCCCUCGGCCAAUAAAGCGAGAUGAGUGCCGCAACCCCAGAGUCGGCCACAACUGGACCUAAUGGUCAGGGGUCCCUUUACCUUUACCUAUCCUCCACCACAGCUGAAGGUAACUUAAGGGAGGCAGUGUGACAUACCUUGAAAUAUCCACAAGCAUCUUCCUGCCCGCUGCUCUCCUGUCAUCCACAAACUGCCCAGCGGUGGUUCCAGCAAGAGAUGAUACCAUUCACACCUCUUUACCCUGGCCGUUGAAAACCGGAGAAUUGAUUUUGGCAUCUGCCUGGCGAUUUGUUGCGUGGAUUAUUGAUUUUGGGGUUAUGGACAGGUUGGUGUUGCUUUUACUGUUUUAACUGCGUUUUUAUAUGCUGUGAUCCUCCCUGGGACCUUCUGGCGAAGCAGGGGUGGCUGGUACGCAAAAGGGACUGGAAGUGCGCAAGGCAGGGAGGUCAUCAGUAGGGGGAGCUAGAGCAACUAAUUCUAGGUUUGUUCUCCUCCCUGCUGAGUUCCACUUGGGCCAUUCUAAGGAGGAGGAAUCAUAGGCUUGUGGAGUUGGAGCGGACCACAAGGCUCAUUCUGUCCAAUCCCCUGUAAUGAAGGAAUCCUGCCAACAGCCGCCCCAAGGUGGAUAACCCUGGCUUAAGUCACCUCAUUGAUUCCAAAGGGAAACAAGUUCACCCAACAUAGUCUGGAUCCAACCAAAGAAGAAAGAAGUCAUCUACCCACCAAGAUCAAAAUUGAAAGUGUAGUCCAAACUGAAGAGAGAUAAAUAAACCCUUACAUUGGGUGCACUAUACACACACACACACACACACACACACACACACACACACAUUUCAAACCACGAUAGGAAACGGGUCUCAGUCCCUGGCAUCUCCAGGUUGGGCUGCGAAUAUGCCUUGCCUGAAACCUUGGAGAGCUACAUCAGUCAGUGUAGACAAUGCUGAGCUAGAUAGACUAAUGGGAUAGCUCAGUCAGUAAAGCAUGAGACUCUUAAUCUCAGGAUUGUGAGUUCAAGCCCCAGGCUGGGCAAAAGUAUCCUGCAUUGGAGGGGGUUGGAAUAGAUGAUGCUCGUGGUCCCUUCCAACUCUACAAUUCCAUUUCUCUAUAUAGCUGGUUGCUAAUUAACACAGAACAAAGCUCUGCAAGAGAUCCAAUUUUCACAUCACAGACACAUGGGUCACCUCCAGAAUGCUAGAAUUUUGCAGAGGAGAUUGAAGCGCAUUCUGGAAAUCUUGGUUUCCCGGAUUAAAGUGCUCUGUUGCCCUACUGCAACAAAUCCACUUUUAUUUUUAAAAAAACUUUUUGCAGUUAGGAAAGUGUUGUGGAAAUGCACUGGGGAGGGUGAAAUGUGCAUAUGAUGAACACCGUACCAGCAAAUCAGGAUGAAAGCUCAUUGUCGUACAACUUCCCUGCCAAUGGAUUGGAACGAAUGCGUGAUAAAAAGACUAUGCACCGCCUACCCUUUGCAUAAGCUUUGUGCAAGCAAAUGAGGGUGAAAGCUGAGUCUUCAGGUCCCCUGGAGGAGCCCGUGGUCUCUGGGGCAGCAGCAUGGAUCUGUUCCACUGUCUGCGCGAAGGCAGGGAGUGGAGAUCAUCCACGGCUGCCUAGGCACAUGUACAAUCCUUGAAAUCCAUUUGCGUAAUAGCCCCUGAUAAGACAUGACACUCUGACUGCAUGAACAUGUUCAGGAUUUUAAAGGACAUGCACAUGUGGAAAAACAGUCCUUGGUCCCAUGCAAAGCUGCUCUGGGAAUUUUAUUGAAGCAUUUCUCAAAUAAACAAAAUAGCAAAAUAAAUGAAAGGGGACUGUUUUGUUUCUUUGUUUAAACAGUUUAUGUACUGGUUGGAAGAGUAAGGAUUGUACACUGGCGGAAAAGGUGGGGGCGGGGGCGGUCCGCCCCAGAUGCCAUCCGGGGGGUGACAUCGUGGCCACGCCCCCCUGGGAUGCGUGCCAGCCACGCCCCUGGAUGUACGCCACUUCCGGUGCUGGAGUAAGUAGCUUCACCAUUGGGAUUGUAUCCAUGUUUUACUCAAGUCAACCCAUUAAAAUGAAUGGAUCUAAGUUAGUGAUGUCCAUUACAUUCAGUGGGUUUACUCUAAAGUAUGAUUAAGGUUGGACAGAACCACAAGCACACAUCUGACAAUGUGUAUGCGCUAUGCCUUUAAAGCACCAUUCUUUCCGUCAAAGAAUUCUGGGCACUGUAGUUUGUUAACGGUUUCUGGAAAUUGUUGCUCUGUGAAGGGUAAACGACAGUGCCCAGAAUUCUUUGAGGGAAACAACGUGUUCCAAAUGUGCCUUAAAGGUAUAGUGUCUACACAGCCUCAUAACACAAUAAAUAAAGAUUCAGUGGGGGGAGACCCCACCCUUUAAAAACCCUACAUUACAGAACAUUAUAGUUAACUGCUGAACAGGAUGUCAGAAUAAAGCAUUGCACAUGAAGAACUACAAGCAAUACAACGGAAAUUCCACAUUUUCAAGCAACAGCUAAACAAAAUAUCCUCCUAAUACAUUCAUGAUAAAUGAAAAACAACUGCAAAGCAGGCAAUAAAGAAAAACCUACAUUGUUUUAUUGGGAUUGACAGUAUAAUGGGAUAUACUGAUUUAUUCCCGCAUAAUCUGGGCGUUUCCUGCAUUCUUAUUGACCCCCAGAUCCUUCCUCCACCCAAAACAAAUAUAGCACCCCAGAGGGUGCAGUGAUUUACUUGCUUGCGCACGUGUGUGUGUCCGCACACACACACACACACACGCCACCUCUAAAGUUUCUUUUAAUGCAUUUGCCUAGAGCCAGGGGAAGGGAGAGCAAAAGAAAGCUGUUUGACGGUGGGAACACAAAGUGGAAACAGAGGCUUCCUUGGCUGAAGGGCAUGUGCAGAGCACACCAAACCAGCACCUCAGCAGUCUGUGGCGCGGAGAUAAGGCAGUGCCAGGGACCCGGGGGCUCCUGCGGCGCCUCAAAAAAUUGAAACUCUCCUCUAUCAGCUUUCCCUCCCUGCUCUCCUGCUUCGCAAACCCCCCUCUCACUCCUCCCAGGUCUCCUCAGUGCGUUUGUGGCUUUUGCUGCUUCUCCCACAAAAGGAAAGAGACAGAAGAAUUUACCAACAGGAGGAGGAAUGUUAUUGGGACAUGCACUCACCUCAGCUGGGGUACAGGUUUUUCCCUAGGGAGGAGGGUAAACAGGCACAGAUCUGCCACAUCACUAGUAGGGAUGUGCAAUUCUGUCGAUUUCAGCUUCUCUCCAUUUCCCCUUCUUCCAUUCUCUGCCUUUCCACAUCACUCUCUCUCUCUCUCUCUCUCUCUGUGUGUGGGGGGGGGGGGGUUGGGGGUGAAUUUCACCUAAAAUGCACAAUUUCAUGUACAAUUUUGCCUGACGUACACACGUUUGCAAAGCAAUCUCCCCAACCCAGACACAUUUCCCCACUCUGUUUUCACUCCUCUGUGCCCUUGUAAGCACACGUUACCCUCCUACAUGUGUUUUCGCAGACGUUUCUGGGCUGGUAGAACCGCGCCGCAAGAUUCGGAGGAGCUCAGGUCUCGACGGAAGGCUGUGUUUUGGCGCACGUGUUGUUUCAGAAAGCACAAGCGUGGGAGGUUCAUCUCUGAACGCAAACUGAACUCUGAAUCUCUCCCUAAUUGCUUGACCUUAACCACCUUGGUACUGUUGUUCUUUCUUCCUCAGGGUUGGCCGCCUAUUUCUUCCAACAGCCCAUGGACCAGGUGAUUGUGUCUGGACAGUCCGUGACGCUGGCUUGCGUGGUGAUGGGCUACCGAGGCAUGGUGCAGUGGACCAAGGACGGGCUGGCCUUGGGGGGAGAAAGAGACCUGCCAGGUACGCUCGCCGUGGUACUGGGAGGGAAGCGGGUACAGUAGCGAUCAGUCGCUGUAGUAAACCUGUACGACUCCAGGGGGCGCUGCGGGUGCCUCUUUGCAUCCUGGGUUCUGCAAACUCACCUUACGUGACAACCUGCUUUUCUCCUCGCUGCAGGCUGGUCACGCUACUCCAUUGUUGGAGAUGCAUCUGCUGGGCAGCAUAACCUGAAGAUUGACUACGCCGAACUGGAUGAUGAUGCCAUCUAUGAAUGCCAGGCCACUCAGGCCGCCCUGCGAUCGCAGAGGGCCAAGCUGACCGUACUCAGUGAGUUCUCUCCCCCCCCCUUAAUUCCUCGGACCACUGACAUGAUUCUCCCACUUCACCUGCUUUUCAAGGCGGUCCCAUCCUUGACCAGAGUUGCUCAGGCUCGAGAGUGCUUAAAAUCCAGUUUUUCAAAACCGUUCUUUCUCCCCUCAGUAAUGAUAAUGAUAAUAAUUUAUUAUUUAUACCCCACCCAUCUGGCUGGGUUUCCCCAGCCACUCUGGGUGGCUUCCAAAAAAAUAUUAAAAACACGAUACAUCAAACAUUAAAAACUUCCCUAAGCAGGGCUGCCUUCAGAUGUCCUCUAACAGUCAGCUACAGUCAUACCUCGGGUUAAAUGUGCUUCAGGUGGAGCGUUUUCAAGUUAUGCUACACGGCAACUCAGAAGUAAUGGAGCGUGUCAUUUCUGGGUUUCGUCGCUCACGCAUGUGCAGAUGCUCAAAAUGACGUCACGCGCAUGCGCGGAAGUGGCAAAACGCAACACGCGCAGUCGCAUCUUACGUUUUACUCAGAAUGCAAACGGGGCUCUGGAAUGGAUCCCGUUCACAUCCAGAGGUACCACUGUAGUUGUUUAUUUCCUUGGCAUCUGGUGGGAGGGCGUUCUACAGUGUGGGCGCCACUACUGAGAAGGUCCUCUGCCUGGCUCCCUGUAACCUUGCAGUGAGGGAACCGCCAGAAGGCCUUCGGAGCUGGACCUCGGUGUCUGGGCUGAACGAUGGGGGUGGAGACGCUCCUUCAGGUAUCCUGGGCCAAGGCCGUUUAGGGCUUUAACGGUCAGUACCAACAUUUUGAAUUGUGCUCAGAAACAUACUGAGAGCCAAUGUAGGUCUUUCAGGACCAGUGUUAUGAGGUCUCGGCAGCCACUCCCAGUCACCAGUCUAGCUGCCGCAUUCUGGAUUAGUUGUAGUUUCUGGAUUCCCUUCAAAGGUAGCCCCACGUAGAGCGCAUUGCAGUAGUCCAAGCGGGAGAUAACUAGAGCAUGCACCACUCUGGUGAGACAGUCCACGGGCACGUAGGGUCUCAUCCUAUGUACCAGAUGGAGCUGGUAAACAGCUGCCCUGGACACAGAACUGACCUGCGCCUCCAUGGACAGAUGUGAGUCCAAAAUGACUCCCAGCUGCGCACCUGGUCCUUCAGGGGCACAGUUACCCCAUUCAGGACCAGGGAGAAGACAAUCCUGGUUAAUAUAUAACAAGAGUUGAAAAUUCCUGCAUCCAGUUCUGGCUUCUUGGAGCUCAUACUGGCAAAGCCUUCCUGGCUUUUCUGCUAAUCUAUCAAUGUGUCUUGGCAGCAUAAAUGGAGCUGGAGGAUAUGUUGUUGUGACAGCCCAUCAGCACACAGCCACAGGGGCCUUUCCAGUCCAGGCCCAGGGACGUAGCUGGGGGGCGUGGGGCACUGGGUGCCACAUCAUGGAGGUGGCACUUGCCACAGGGCACAGCACACCCGAGCCAUGUGUCUCUCCUGGGAGUGAUGCAGUGGCUCGGGCACCAGCAGGCUCUGCUCUGCCCAAAAAAUCAACACAGGCCUGCAGGGUACCAGAGUGGAACAUGGCUAGGGCACUGGGAUACUGGCAUGCCCUGCCUCACCCUGCAGGCACCUCGCCCCGCCCCCUUUGUGUGGCAUUCACGGGCAGGGCGCUCAUGCCACCCCAGGUGUCCAAGUGGCUAGCUGCGCCACUGCCCAGGCCGAAUCCUGUACUCUUUUAGUUGCUGGGAAGUAGGGCUGAACAAAUGGGUCAUUUUCAGUUUCUCUCAUUUUUCCCAGUCUGGAAUUUAGCUCCCCACAUUUCUGCAGCAAUUUGAGAUUAUUAUUUUUUGCCAAAAACAAAAAUCCCUGCCCUCUUGAAAAUUCACCAAUUUCAGUGUGGCUUUCUCCUAACAGCUGCUGUUUUGACAAAUAUACGCAUUUCUGCAAGCAAGAUCCCCUAAUAUAAUGCAUUUUUGUACAAUACUUUCAUAUCCAUUCAUAGACAUGCUUUACCCUAAUCUAGGCAUUUUUGUACACAUGGCUUGACUGCAUUGCAAAAAUCAGAGCUGUGCGAAUUUUAAAGGUCAGCUGUGCCUCAGUUCAUUGGCUCGUUUGGAAACGGCAAAUUAGGUAGCUUUGCCUUUAAAUGUGAGAUGAAUUGAAUUUCUUCCCCAUCCCUAUGGGGUACUCAAGACGUCUCUCCACUAGUUAGGAAUUCCUGACUCACUGCUUUUGUAGCACACCUUCCUGUGUCUUGGCUGAAUCAGAAAUAUACUUUUACUCUGGCUCACUCUCCUAUGUGUGGUGAAGAGUUGGCGCGCAUCUGCCCCAUUACCACCAAUGUGCCCACCUGGGGAUUGAACCUGGGACCUUCUGCAUUCAAAGCAAGUGUCCUACCACUGAGCUACACCCCUUCGCUGCUGUCAGAGGCCUAGAUCUCAGUGCCAUUUUAAUGCCAGCUUUGCGAACAAGCUCAUGCUUCGCAUGCAUAGUUCCUGGUUCUAUUCCCACCAUCUCACAUUUAAAGGCUCUGGCGAGCAAGUGAUGGGAAAGACUUUCCACCUGUCAAAGUUGGCUUGUCGCAGGUGUGGGCAGGUAAGGAUCCAGCCCACCAGCUGCGUUCAGCAGCCCACCCCAGCCCUAUAUUAAAGAUGCACCCAAGGACCAGCUACUGCAGCCAAGACUUUGCUGCAAUCCUAUCUGGCUUUGCUCACACCUGGCAGUGCUGCUCCCUCUGUAGACCACAGCUAAUGGUUUUCUGGAGAAAGGACCCACAUACAUGAUAAGCUGGUUUUGCUGCGUAUCCCCUGAAGAAUGGGGGCCAGCCAGAAAAUCUGCUGGCAGGAAGCUGCUGGCUGUUUUGCAGUAAACGAUUAAGUGCUUCACUUCUCCCUCUUCACAAAAUCUGGCUCCGAUGGAAACUCUCUCCUGCUGCUUCUGCCCUGCCCAGAGUGUUUUUGUGUGUGUUUUUCUGGAGAAGCCUGUGUGACCCAAACCUCUUGCACCUGGGAGUGCCCCCUUACCAGAUAACACAGCUAACCUAUCUUCUCCAUGUCUUCUUCCAAGUCCCUCCCAAUGACCCCGAGAUCCAGAACGGUCCCAUCGUGCAUGUGAUAUCCAACAUCCCCUACAACUUGUCGUGCCGUGCUGCCGGGGCCAAGCCAGCUGCCGAAAUCAGCUGGUACCGAGAUGGGCAACGCCAGGAGUCUGCCGUGUACUCCAAGGUGAGACUUUGCUGAGCGUUGGAAAGAACUAGACAAGCAGAGGAGGGGGAACAAAAGUAGGACAGCAAGUCUGAGAUCUAUCUGGGUAAGCCUGGCGUAAUGUCCAGCACCCUCCCUUCAUCCAACACAAUCUGGGUUGUCGGGCUGACUUAUCCUUUCAACGACAAGUCGGUCCAUAAUAAAAGCAGGCUCCUCCACAAUUUAAUUGCGGGUGACAGGACUGACCUGGCGCGUAUUACCGAAACCUCAGUGGACAAACUGGGAAGGCCAAAUCUCUCCUAAGCUCUUGGUGGUGCAAAAACACAAGUUGUCACUGUCAUUCAUUGUAACUCCAUCCUUCUCCGUUAUUUCUCCUUUAUUUUUCACCGAGAAACUAAUGUCAGGUUUUAAGUGUUGUUCUGAGAGUUAGGGUUAGGAUUAGGGUCCUGGAGAUUAAACAAUAGCCCCCACUGCCCAAUAAAAAGGUAAAAGGUAAAGGACCCCUGGAUGGUUACGUUCAGUCAAAGGCGACUAUGGGGUAUGGUGCUCAUCUCGCUUUCAGGCUGAGGGAGCCGACAUUUGUCUACAGACAGCUUUCUAGGUCAUGUGGCCAGUAUGACUAAAUGGCUUCUGGCCCAAUGGGACACUGUGACGAGUGCCAGAGCGCAUUAAAACACUGUUUACCUUUCUGCUGCAGCGGUACCUAUUUAUCUACUUGCACUGGCGUGCUUUCGAACUGCUAGGUUGGCAGGAGCUGGGACAGAGCAAUGGGAGCUCACCCCGUCAUGGGUAUUCGAACAGCCAGCCUUCCAAGAGCCCAAGAGGCUCAGUGGUUUAGACCACAGCUCCACCUGCGUCCCUGUUACUGCUCAGUAGCCCCCUGCAUGAGGGGUGCUGGUGAACCCACAGUCGAUUGUGCUUGGGGACUUCAACUGCCACACCAAACCUGCCUUAUCUGGGCUGGCUCAGGACUUUGUGACCAUAUCAAUUAGGGGACUAUCUCAGCAUACCAGGCAUGGGGAGCCUGUGGCCCUCCAGAUGUUCAGUGAAUCAUAGAAUUGUAGAAUUGGGUGGGACCACAAGGGUCAUCUCGUCCAACCCCCUGCAAUGCAAGAAUCUUUCACCCAACGUGGGGCUCAAAGCCACAGCCCCGAGAUUAAGAGUCUACUGCUCUACAAGCAGGGUUGGACUACAGCUCCCAGCAUUCCUUAGCAUUGGUCAUGCCGGCUGAGGCUGGUAGGAGUUGUGGUCCAGUGGCCACUGGAGGGCCACAGAUUCCUCAGUCCAGCUUCCUCAGUUAAGCCACCACCACUUUGAAUCGUGCUCAGGAACAGACCAAAGCCCAGCAAAGUUAUUUCAAUAUAGGCGAGACGCAUUGUACAGCAGCAAGCUUGGCUCCAACACUCAGUGUACAUUUGAACAAGAAGACACGACCAAUCCCGGCAUUCUAUGAAAUGUACCUGAUGAUAUACAAGCUUUCAACCACUGGUUGUUGUAUUCACACCUUCACAAAUAGUAAUGUUAGACCUGCCUUCCCUGAGGGAAGGAAGAAGCAAGGGAGCCUAGGCCACAAAGCACACAUGCCACCAGCUCCCCAUUGGCCAGAGAGGACUCUGUUGCUCUACAUUUGAUAUAUAAUGGAUUCAUUUUAGGGUUUUAAAAUGGUAAAUCUCCUUGGGCGCCUUGGCGGACAGGCAGUAUACAAAUCCAGUAAAUGAAUACUAGAUGCAGGCUGGGGGAAAAAGAAGAGAGAGAGAGAGAGAGAGAGAGAGAGUGUAGAGGCCCUGUCUCCAGAGAGCGGCUAUCCAAGGAAAUAUUCAACAUGGAAACCCUUCUCCUUCCUCUCCUGCAGGCCCUCAUGGACGACGGCAAGCGAGAAGUGGCUGUCAGCACCCUCCUCUUGACCCCCAGCAGCAGGGACAUGGGCAGCUCGUUCACCUGCCGAGUCAGCAACCCAGCAGCCCCAGCCGGCAAGCAGACCACGGUCACCCUCAAUGUGCAAUGUGAGCCCACAGGGCAUGGGCCUGUCAGGAAGGGGUGGGACUCUCUGACAGCGCAGAAGUUCCUGGGUUCAAUCUCCCGGCACCUUCAGUUGUGGCUGGGCGUUUUCCCUGCCUGGAGAGGUGCUGCCAGUCAGUGUAGGCAAUUCUGAGCUGGUGGUCUGAUUCAGUAUGAGGGAGGCAGCUUCCUAUGUGGAAGGAGAGCUGGGAAGGGAGGAAACGGAACUGUUUCCGUUGGCAGGGUGGCUUUGUGGUGCAAUAAACGUGGCCACAUUCACACUGUAAAUUAACGCUACGGUGCCAUUUUAAACAACCACGUCUUUCCCCAAGGAAUCCUGGGAAAUGUGGUUUUUUUAAGGUGCUGAGAGUUGUCAAAAGAGAUUCUAAUUCCCCUCACAGAGCUACAGUUCCCAGAGGGGUUGAACAGUCAACCCCCUUCCCCAGGGAACACUCUGAAUUGUGUGUAGUUCUGUGAGGGGAAUAGGGGCCUGCUGACAACUUUCAGCAUCGUUGAUAAAGUACGGUUUAAAGUGCUGUGAUACCGCUUUAAAUGCAUAGCCCAGAUGGGGCCUAGGUCACUGUGGGGUGGCCCAAAUGAAAUAAGAGCUUGGAGCCGCCCCUAGAGUCCUUAUGUCCUGCAGAAGCAGUGCUCUUGGUACCUUGCUGUGGCUUGGGGCUUCUGAAAGCAUGGAAACCUGGAGGAGCAAGCUAUGUGGAAUCCUAGCUACCUGCCUUGGCAGCAGCCUAACUGACUGUACCCAGGUGGAACAGCUAAUAGACACCACAUAGGUUGAUAAUAAGGGUGCUAAGCUGAUGCAGCGAUGGAUAGUAAAAGACCCAAGCUGAUGCUGCCUAUAGGCACAAACUUUGGUACCCAUUUCUCAGUUGGGAUAAAGGCCUCGGGGAGAAAUAAGGCAUAAACCUUACUUUUUGGGGAUCCCUUAGCCAGGUCACUGGGGCCUUUACACUAAAGGAAAUAAAUGUUCAGGAUUUUCAUCAGUUCCUCUCCCUCCAUCUUGCAGAUCCACCGGUUGUCAUGCUCUCGGUGCAGCCACAAACUGUGGCCGAGGGUGGCAAAGUGAGCUUCCUCUGCACGGCCACCUCCAACCCCGAAGUGACAGGCUACAGGUAAGGGCUAGAAAGAGCAGGCAGCCUGCCCAUCAGAAUCAUGCAGUGGCAAUGGUGUGACUGGGAUGCCCUCUAAUGGCAACACUGGAGAUGGCAUGCUCGUUGACGCUUGCCGGUUAGCAAGACAGCAAAGUGUAUUUGCUUUCUUUUGCUGUGGUUCUUGCCCCUUCCUCGUGUUUCAAAGGAAGAGAAGAGCCCGGGGGAAUCAGGCCAGAGGUCCAUCUAGUCCAGCAUCCAGUUUCCUUCAGUGGCCAGCCAGAUGCCUUCUGGAAGCCCAAAUGCAGGACGUGAGAGCAAUUUGGCCCUCUGUCGCCUUCUUAGGCACUGGCAUUACUGCAUAGCCAUCAUGACUAGUACCCACUGACAGCCUGACCCUCCAAGCAUCUGCCUAAUCCCCCUUUUAAACCUCCUAAGUUGGUUGCCAUCUCCAAAUCUUGUGGCGGAGAGUUCCACAGUUCGACUCUGCCCUGUGUGAGGAAGUCGUUUCCUUUUGUCCAUUCUGAAUCUCCCACCUUUCCACUUCAUUGGAUGGGCCCCGGGGAGGGAGAGGAACUUCGGUUCACUUUCCCCACACAGCGCAUGAUUUUAUAUAUCUCUCUCAAGUCCCCACACCCUCCUUAUUCACCUGCUUUCUAAAUAAAAUAUUCCCCAGCAUUGUAUGGCAUUCCACACAGGGCAGGAGAGGGGGAUAUUUUUUUGGUCCUUUGGGUCAGAGAUCUUCCCUUCCUACAAUGGGCCAACUUUGAUGGGUAGGCUGAACCAACCACCUGACAUCGUAUUGACUUUGGGUGAUUGACAAGUGGGUUGUCACACCCAGCUGUCCAAGCUGACCCACCGAGAUGAGCAGAGAUCCUGCACAAAGCAGAAGUGAACUCUCCACACAUCAGGGGGCUCAAUCCUGCUUUGUGCAGGGUUCAGGUACUGGGAACUGGCUGGUGCACCUGAGGUAAGCAAGAUUGAACUCCCCAUGUGUCAGCAGGUGUGUGGGGAGUUCAAUCCUGCUCUCUGAAGCUGCAUCCCCACCUGCCCUGCACCUGGUGUCACAUAUGAUGGGCAUAGUUUUAAGGGGGAAAUGGCCUUGUGGCCCAAAAUGGGGAGGCCUUGCGACCCACAUCUGGCCCAUGAGCCGGAAUGUCCCUGGCCCUGACGUAGGGGAACCUUUCUUCAUAAAGGAUCCCUUGUGCCAAUCUCUCCUAUGACCACACAUCUCUUCGCAGGUGGGCGAAAGGAGGUGUGCCUAUUCCGGAGGCCAAUGGCGACAGCUACGAGGCAACGGUUGACCAGUCCUUCUUCACAGAGCCUGUGUCGUGUGAGGUGUCCAACGCUGUGGGCAGCACCAAUGUCAGCACGCUGGUGGAUGUGCAUUGUAAGUAACAGAUGCGGCUCCAGAUCCCAAGAUGGGGGGGGAGCGUAGCUCGGUGGCAGAGAACACACUUGGCACCCAGAAGAUCCCAGGGUCAGCCCCCGCCAUCUUCCCUUAAAAGAAUCAAGAAGUAGAGCAAUGGGAAAGACCCCUCUAGGAGACCUGAGAAUGCCAGAGAAAGUCCAAGUGAAAAACACUGAGCAGGGUGGAUAAAUUGCCAGACUCUGGGGUCACCAGUGUGACAACUGCAAGUGCCCACCAGUAUCUCCUAAGUCUCAGUCAAUACACCCUCAAAAAUCCACAAUGUGUAAAAGACAUUUACUCUUCCUGCUCCGUUCCUGCUUGAACUUGCUUGGCCGCUCCGACAUGGCCUUCACAGCAGCCAUUUUGUGUCACAAUGCCACAUGCACACCGGCAGCCAUUUUGCUCCCACGGCACUUUCUCAAAGGCCAAAGCGUGCCCACUGUCCCAAGAAAAUUGGUGACCCCCGGCCUGGCCUUGUGGAAGGCAGCUUUCAAUGUGCCUAAAAUGGAGUUUGACAGAGGGUCUCCCAAGGUUUACUCUGCUUAUGGGUAAUGUAAUUAGGGUAUGUAAUUGUGAUAAGUUCAGAUAAUGGACUAGCAGGCUCUCACCUCAAGACAGUCCCUUGCCAUCCUGUUUUGCCCAACUGGUGUUUGGCUAGUGUAGGUCAUGACAGGAAUCCUUGGAAUUACAUUCAGGAUGGAUGAACAACCUCUGUUUGCCUUGGAAAUGAUGAAGAGGUGCGUUGCAAGCAAUCACUUUUGAGUGCUCUCACAAAUAUUGGAAUGUUUUUUGAGUACUUGGAAAUAUUACGGGUGGUCAGUGUGGAACAACUAUUAAUCCCACCUCUCUCUGCUCCAGCAAAAAGCCUUGUUCCAGCAAAAACAGAUGCUCUAGUGGGAGGGGAUAGCCCACUUUGCAAGGGGUUAAGCUUUUGCACACAUACACACAGACAGCAACCGUUAUUUUGUGAUCAGCCCUGCUGGAAGUGCCCCUAUGCAAGCUAUUGGAGACAUCAUUUCCUUCAGUUUGCAAAUAGGUCCUUUGAUGGACUUGACCUUGGCUCAGAGUGUGACAACCCUGCUCAGAAUGGGUUGUGUCUGCUCCAGCCCUGUUCACAAAAAUUCAAGCAGGGAUGCUCAUAGAUUAGUCAGACACUAGCUCUAAAUUUUCACCCCAACCCUAAUUUACAAGGUCAAUGUGCUUCUUAUACCCUCUUGCCAUGAUUCUUACAAAACCUCCAGAAGGUAGCUACUUCCAGUAUCUUCCAGUAUCAAUACUUCCAGUAUCGUUAUUCCCAUAUUGCAGAUAGGGAGACUGAGGCUGAAGGUCAGCCGCUCCAUUCAACUAACUCUUGGCAACCCCUUUCUUUCUGUCUGCAGUCGGACCCCGCCUCGUCUCUCAGCCAAAGCCCCUGACGGUUGACAUUGGUGCAGACGCCUCUUUCACCUGUACCUGGACUGGGAAUCCGCCUCUCACCCUGGCCUGGACCAAGAAAGGGUCUAGUGUGGUAAGUGCAGCAUCAGCCCCCUGUUCACAUUUUUAUUAUAACAACAACGAGAAACAAAUAUGAAAUAGAAAGAGUCUAAUACGGCGAGUGAUUUACACCAGGAGCCCAUGCACUCUGAACUUGCUUGCAACUUUCAAAUCAUGCCAAUUUCCACCCCCUUUUUUCCCCAAAUGUUGGAAGUUAAAAAAAUAAAUAGCUCUGGGAUUGUAAUUUGCAAAUUACACAAAUUUUGGAAGAAGAAAAGAAAUAGAUCUCGGAGGCCCACCUGCCACUGCUUCACUUGUCUAUAAACACAGAAGGCAAGAGAGUGAAGGAUGCCCCGCCCACUUUGCCUCUGGCCCCGCCCAUCGCCAGCAUGCAGCCCCCAACAAAUUACCCGCAGGGACUGGGGUCAGGAGAGAGACUCCCCACCCCUGCUGGAAAGAUUCCUUUGGUCCUAAGAGAGCCAAGACCAGAACUCCUUGUACCAACAGGUACUGAGCAACGGCAACACUUUGCAUCUCAAGGCGGUGACGCAGGAAGACGCCGGCGUUUAUGUGUGCAAAGCCAUUGUGCCGCGCAUUGGAGUGGCGGAGAAGGAGGUGACCCUGGCUGUGAACGGUGAGGGGCCUGGCCUUGCGUCGGGACUGGGUGCCGGGUGUGGCAAGACUGUUAAAGGGAGCAGAGUAAAGCAAAGAUGGGAUAGGAUUGCAGCUUGCCUUGCCUGGGGACCAUAAGAAGCUGGCUUAGCUUAGACCAUUGUCCUUCUUGUUCCUACCUGGAAAAGUCAGAGAUGGAACCAUGGAUCUUCCUGCUCUGCGUGCAUGGCAGAUGCUUUACCAUUGAGCUGUAUGCCCUGCUUUCCUGGGAAAGAUAGGAGGGAGCCUUGAUGAAAUCUGCAAGCCUCUACACCUGAGACACUCCCUUUUUAACCAAAUCAUAGCCAGCUCCUGUAGCCUUCUAAAACAGCAACUAAGGGAUGGGGAGGGGAGAAAGGGCCUCUUCUGUUUUGAACACUGCCCUGAUUGUGUCCUUCUUUCCAGGUCCGCCCAUUAUCAGCGCAGAACCAAGCCAGCAGACUGCGGUGGGGACCAAGGCACGGCUGGAGUGCUUAGUGGGGAGCGUUCCACCUCCCGAUAGGAUAGUAAGUGCUUCAGUCUGCUAGCCUUUCCAGACCUGCUGUUCCUUGUCCCUUAACCUGUGUGUACAUCAGUAUACCUGAAGGAGCAUCUCCACCCCAAUCGUUCAGCCCAGACACUGAGGUCCAGCUCCAAGGGCCUUCUGGUGGCUCUCUCACUGCGACAAGUGAAGCCACAGGGAACCCAGCAGAGGGCCUUUUUGGUAGUGGCACCUGCCCCGUGGAACGCCCUCCCAUCAGAUGUCAAGGAAAUAAACAACUACAGUGGUACCUCAGGUUAAGUACUUAAUUCGUUCCGGAGGUCCGUUCUUCUCCUGAAGCACCACUUUAGCUAAUGGGGCCUCCUGCUGCCGCUGCGCCGCCGGAGCACGAUUUCUGUUCUCAUCCUGAAGCAAAGUUCUUAACCUGAAGCACUAUUUCUGGGUUAGCGGAGUCUGUAACCUGAAGCGUAUGUAAGCUGAGGUACCGCUGUAUCUGACUUUUAGAAGACAUCUGAAGGCAGCCCUGUUUAGGGAAGUUUUUAAUGUCUGAUGUUUUAUCAUUUUUUAAAAUAUUAUUAUUAUCAUUAAUUCUGUUCCCCAGAGUGGCUGGGGAAACCCGGCCAGAUGGGCGCAUUAUAAAUAAUGAAUUAUUAUUAUAAAUUAUUAUAGUAGCACUUUGCAAGCUCAGGAAUUCAGCAUUCUGGAAGUCUCAACUUUUAAAUCAAGAGUACGCAGGUUUCUAGCCCUCUGGAAGUACAUAAUAUUACACAGGCACAGCGGUUAUUGGAUAGCUGUUCUUAAAACAUAUGUGCAAUUUUUCCUGCCCAUCUUGGGGCAAGCUCUGGCAGCUUUCACUAUAGUUUCAAGUUGAAUUUCACUAUUUCUUUAUUAUACAAGUAUUUUUACCCUGCCUUUCAGCUGGAAAAAGGGGGAGGGAAGUGAUGGUCAGGACUGCUUAUAACAAAUUUGACACGAGCGCAUUAUAAAAAUGAAAACACAUCAAAUCAGGGGUGAGCUGCCGCAGACAAAGCUGCAGUUAAAAAUAAGGAUUCGUUCAAUGAGCUCUUCAGCUCGUGCUCUACAAUGGAGUUAUGGUCGUUCCCCAACCGAAACUACUUGCGAUAUCCCAUAUGAGUUUAUUCUGCAGCUUCAGGGUUGCUCUGAGCUGAGACACAUUCUGAGCAGGCUCUCCAUCGGAGGGUGUGGGGCUCCGCCAGACACAGCACUGCCCUUUGCCCCCUUCAGCAGUGGCAGAAUGAAUUGUGCAAAAUAAGCAGCUCAGUGUGCAAAAGUUGCUUAAUCUGCAGGAUUUAUAUGGGUCACUGAAUUCAGCGUUUCUUGGCCCAGAAUCCCAAUGUUCCUAUCCCAAAGCACACAGCGUUCUGGCCUUUUAAUUUCUCCUUGACCAACUAGAGGAGAUCCAUGGGAUUUUUUAUUUUUGCUUUUUGUCCAGUUCAGAUUAGAGUUGCAGGGCUUUGUGGGGAACUUUGGGGCUUCCAGUUGUUGCUGAACUGCAACUCCCAUCAUCCCUGGCUAUUGACCAUGCCUACUGGGGCUGAUGGGAGUUAUAGUUCAGGAACGUCUGGAGGACCAAAGGUUCCCCACAAUUGGGGUUAACCUUUGCCCCUCUGUGCUGUUGUUGUUUUUUCUGGCAGAAAUCUCCCUCCACCUGCUAAAAAACAACAACCUACUAGCUAAUGAGUCAAAACAUAGAUGCCGUGAUUGCUCUCGGGCAAAUGGCUUAAGGGGAGGGGUGCGGUGUUCACCUGAGAGAACAGCGCGGAGGGGGAAGGGUUAAACCCCCUCCUCCAGUCCCAGCCUGAAUCAGGAUCCCAUAUGUGUUUCCACCUGCCUCCAGAUGGCAGAUUGCCACCCCCACCCAAUCCCAGAUCAAAGGUUUUUGAGAGGCUGGUGGGUUUUUAGAAAAGGGGGAGUGGGGAACCCUGCAUUCUUGAAAGUCAGUGAAUGAUACAACUUGGAUACACCAAGCAGAGCAAAGGUUUAUUGACUUUGUUCCCACCACGCCGAGAAAUCCUCAGAGGGCCUAGCGCUCCCCUUGCAGCUUUAAAUCACUACGCAAGGUGCCUAUUAACAUCUGGAGAGCUAUUUGUGGGUCGUGACUGACUGUGCAGUUCUGGUGAUUUCCCAGCCCCCUUCUACGCGAGAGGCAGAGAUCAAACAGAUCUGCAGCAGCCUGGACAAAAUAAGCAGAUUUUUGUGUGUGGUCUAUUUUUCUACAUUUCACACAAGAAUUUUUCUAUGUUGCGCACAAGAAUCUGAAAGAUUCUUGCAUGGUGAUUUUGGUGCACCAUGAGUUGUUAGUUUAUGUUUUGUUUUGUUUUUGUACGGUGCAAACGAUCCCAUUUUUUCCAUAGUGGUUUUUUAUGUUGUUUUUUGCACGAUGCACGUGAUCAGCCAGCCACAAGGUGGAGGAAAUGCCACAUGGAGUUGUGUUUCUAAAGAGUGUGCAUGUGACAACUGUCACACAUGCACUGGCUCUGGGUCAAAACCCUCUUAGCACACUUGAGUUUCCCAUCUGCCUACCAAUGGCAUAAGGAUACAUUCCAAAGUGCAGGAGCUCUCCAUGACAACCACCAUUGCCAUGACCUUUCUAAGGUGUACAGCAAAUAAUGAAUACAUGACAAAUGCAAACAGUAUAGCCACAAGCCAGCUCUUUUAGCACACCCACCCUCCUGUUUUGCUUAGCAUCCAGCCUGGUAAAGUCUUCUGGCAGACUCAAAAGCUUGCUCACUAGUUUGUGACAUUUUGGCUGAGCAUAAUGGGGAAUUUUGCAAAAUAAAAGGGUAGCCGUUUGACCCGUCGCCUUGCAAGCUGAUGUAACCUCCCUCUCCCUCUGCUCGGCUUAUUUGGUGGAUAUCUCUCUUGCUUAUUUGGCAUGCAGAGUGUUUGCAGGUAGCUCUCCUGCAGGUGACCCCAUUCUCCCUUAGGUCCAGGUGUUGCGCCCCUGCCCACCUCUGUCCCAAUGCCCCACUGCUGUUCCAUAGCUGUCAAGCGUCCCUUAUUUGGUGGGACAGUCCCUUAUCCCAGCGCCAUGUCCCGCUGCUGUCCCUUAUUGAUGAUGUCCCUUAAAUAAGCUACUGGAGGUAAUGGGGACCUUUCUAUGUCCAGCUGUCCUUUGUCAACAACAAAUUGUUGCUGUUUUUUUGUGUUGAAUAUAUGCUAUAUGGUAACUUAUGGACCUAAUAGGUAUCUAAAGCCAUUUGCACCCAACAAAAUAUGUAUUUUAUCAAAGUAUUUAUUGAUCCCUUAUUUUGGCUGCUGAUCCCUUAUUUUCGAGGCUGCUGAUCCCUUAUUUUCAAAUCUGUAAGUUGACAGCUAUGUGUUGUUCAUAGCCUUGAUCUCUCCCUUUCCCCUUGUCGCAGGCCUGGGCAUGGGGCGAACGGGUGCUGGAUGCUGGAUCGCUGGAUCGCUUCACUGUGGACACAGUGGUGACGGACCAAGGGGUACUCUCGGCCUUGCUGAUCGACCCAACCCACGACUCCGACUUUGCCCUGCCCUACAACUGCACGGCCUGGAACCGCUUUGGUGCCCGCUCUGCUGCAGUCAGCUUGCGCCGCCAAGGUGAGGCUCCCAUCUUUGGCCAGGAAGCCUGGGGUGUGGAGGGAAGACCUGCAGCCCUCCAGAUGCUGGCAGACUCAAAAUCCCAUCAGCCACAGCCAUUUAUAUUCCUCCAGGUUCUUUGGACCUUAAUUUCUGCUUAUCUUUUAAUGGGGGUAGGAUUCCAUUGCAUUUGCUUUUUUUAUACAUACUAUAGGUGAGGACCUUAGGUUGUUUUUCCUCUUGUCCUUCCACUUAUUUUUAACAUUUGCUUCUCCAAGUUGCUUUGAGCUCACCUUUCUGGAAAAAGUGAUGAUAUGAUGAUGAUCAUUAUUUCCCACAAUGCCCCUAGCAUGGCACUGCCCAGAGUAUAUCAGACUAGAAAAAUAAUAUUGUGGGGAAUCCCAGAGCAGGCAGUAUGGGUGAGCCCUUAGAAGCUGCCUGAGGAUGCGAAGUGCUGACCCAGGCCCUCCCCCUACUGGGCCGCCUAGUGUCAAAUUCAGAGCAGGGAGAUCGGAGUUCAAAUCAUAGCCACAAACCUCCUGUGGGCAAAUCGCUAUCUCUCAGCAGCCACAGAGUAGUUGCAGUGACAAUAUGGGAUAAUAAACCCUUGUAAAUUGCUCUGAAUUUCUUCAAGAGAGAGCAAGGCUACCUAAUACGACAAAUAAAAAGUGCGUGUGUGCGCGCACGCGUGUGUAAAUAACCCAUCUUAUUCCCAUCAGAAGUCCUGUCCGUCCUAAUUUUGGGUGCUUUGGCUGCCUCCGGCGUUGCUGCUCUCCUCCUCCUGGUGGUCUUCUUCUCUCUCUGCUACCGGCGCAAGCGCUGUGGGAAAGGUGAGGAUCCCCGCAGCCCCCUCUCACCCCCAUUGCUUUGUAGGUUGUUCCAGACUUGAAGUGCACCUGGAGGACUAAAGAAAGCCUGAGGAGCCUGCAUUGUGUUUGAAGGAGGUGACACGAGCCGGAAUAGCACAGCAGGGAAGAGAAGGGAGGCUGGGAGGUCAAGUCCCAGCAGGAGGCAUUCUGUCAUUACUGGAGAGGAGGGACCAUUGCUCAGCACACCUGCUCAGAGCACAUGCCUCACCUGGAGAAACUUCUUUCUCCAGUGUCUCCCAGUUCAAAAGGGGCUCCAAGUCCUGUGUUUGGAGAUCUGGCACUGCCAAGCAGAGUGAGCAAGACCGUACCAGAUGAUGAUAGAUAGAUGAUAGAUAGAUAGAUAGAUUGAUAGAUAGAUAGAUAGAUAGAUAGAUAGACAGAUAACAAGCAAUUCAGUAACAUUUCAAGUUUAACAACCAAUCACUCCACCUACGACUUCCCCUCUCUCCCUCCAUAGUUCUCCCAUAAUUUCAAUUUAUGUUGCAUAUUAUAGUUACUCUAUACCUUCACCUUAUCACAGAAUUAAAACAGAAAGGUCGCCCCCACACACACUGCUGUUCUUACUCAAAUCCUAUCUGCAUGGGCAUCUAGGAGCACAUGCUGGAAAAUGUUAAAUUUGUGCCACUAAACAGUAGAUUAAAGGGCUCUGAUGCCCUAGCGUGACAAAUCCACUUUUUUUAAAAAAAAAGAAAAAAACAGACUAACUGCAGUUCAGAAACAGGUUCAGGACAGGUUUGGGGCAGGAUUCUCUCCCAGCCCUACCUUGAGGUGCUUGGGAUUGAACCUGGAAUCUCCUGCAGUGUUGCACCACUCAGCCAUGCUGCCCUGUAUAAAGGAGCAGACAUUUAAGGAAGCACAAUAGGGCCUAAGGUAUCUCCUCCUGUGAUACCUUCAUGUGUGCGUCCAUCCAAAAGCUCAAGUUCUAUGACACAAGGAAGGUCAUCUUUGUGUGGAGCUGCAGGCAAGGAAGGCCGAAUUCAUGCCUGUAUCUGUCACUCUGCCUUUUCUGCAGCCAAGCGGGGAACGCAGCUCUCCAAGGCAGACAUCCUGGUACAGAUCACGACCAGUGAGAGCAGCCCCAGCCGGCCGAGCGAGACCGAAGACGAUGCCAAGGAGCCCAUGGUGAGUAGAGCCGGUGUCCUGAUGCGCUGCCCAAAGACUCGAAAGGUACUUAAUAUACAUGAAAGCACUCUCUGGAGGUCCUCUCUUGCAAGCCUAUGGAGCAGGGGUGUGGAGCCCCUCACCCUCCAGAUGUUCUGGGACUCCAAGGGUUGUUGCCAACUAAGUUCUAAUCAGAGUAGACCCAUUUAAAUUCAUGGGCCAAAGCUAGUCAUGUUAAUUUAUUGCAAUGGGUCCCACCAAAUGGGACUGUGCAACUCCUCAGCCCCACCCAACACAGCCAGUUGGGACCAGAGAUGAUGGAAGUUAUCAUUGAGGUUGAAUCCUGACAAGACAGAAGUACUGUUUGGGGGGGCAGAUGUGGGGGGCUCCCUAGUCCUGAAUGAGGUAACUGUGCCUCUGACCCACAGCUAUCCAUGGAGGUGCAGGUCAACUCUGUGUCCAGGGCAGCUGUCAACCAGCUCCAUCUGUCUACCAGCUCCAUCUCAGCCUCCAUACACAGGCUGAGACCCUACCUGCCUGCAGACUGUAUCGCCAGAGUGGUGCAUGCUCUGGUUAUCUCCCGCUUGGACUACUGCAAUGCACUCUACAUGGGGCUACCUUUGAAGGUGACCUGGAAACUACAAUUAAUCCAGAAUGCGGCAGCUAGACUGGUGACUGGGAGUGGCCGCUGAGACCAUUUAAUGCCGGUCCUGAAAGACCUACAUUGGUUCCCAGUAUGUUUCUGAGCACAAUUCAAAGUGUUGGUGCCGACCUUUAAAGCCCUAAACAGCCUUGGCCCAGUAUACCUGAAGGAGCGUCUCCACCCCCAUCAUUCAGCCCGGACACAGAGGUCCAGCGCCAAGGGCCUUCUGGUGGUUGCCUCGCUGCAAGAAGUGAGGUUACAGGGAACCAGGCAGAGGGCCUUCUCAGUAGUGGUGCCCACCCUGUGGAACGCUCUCCCAUCAGAUGUCAAGGAAAUAAACAACUAUCUGACUUUUGAAAGACAUCUGAAGGCAGCCCUGUUUAGGGAAGUGCUAAAUGUUUAAUGCUGUAGUGUGUUUUUAACAUUCGGUUGGGAGCUGUCCAGAGUGGCUGGGGAAACCCAGCCAGAUGGGUGGGGUAUAAAUAAUAAAUUAUUAUUACUAUUACUACUACUUCAAAGCACAAAGCACACAGCCUGCUAAGAAUACAAGUAGAGCCCUUCCAGAGUCCAGCAUCCCUUUCCCACUAGUGGGCAAGCAGAUGUUUCCGGAAAACCCACAAGCCUCCAGUAUUCAAAAGUGCAAGUGGGGCAUACAAUAAAAUGUUGCAGGGUGGAGUGCUGGGAUAGCUUAGUCAUUAGAGCAUGAGACUCUUAAUCUCUGGGUCAUGGGUUUGAGCACCAAGGUGGGCAAAAGAUUCCUACAUUGUAGGGGGUUGGACUAGAUGACCCUUGUGGUCCCCUCCAGUUCUACAAGUCUACAAUUCUGUGCUCUUCAGGGUGUCUGGCCUGCCAGCCAUGCACUUCCCCAAUAUAUCCCAUUCCCCCUACCAACCUGGUUUUCCAUUUUUCUCCCCACUCCAUUAGUUAGCAAAGUCUGGGCCCUCUUUUUUAAUGCUCAGUCUUCAUUGGGUUGUUAGAGGGUUUCGCCGACCUACAAGAACUGGCACCCAGGUAUACAUAGGCUGCGACAUGGCCUCUGAACAUGGAGGCUACAUUGCUCCUGUCAUGGUACCAAUUUGUUCUACCCGCCAUGAAUUUUUGCCUAACUCUUCUAAAAGGCCAUUUAAGCUAGCAGCCAUCCUUGCAUACUGAUAAUUAACCAAGACUUGAGCACUGCAAUGCGCUCUUUGUGGGGCUACCCUUGUGUCUGGUCUGGAACCUCCAGCUGGUGCAAAAUGCGGCAACUAGACCAUUGAUUGGGACAGGCUACCUACCACCAGCACAUGCUUCAAGCUUAUACUGGCUGCCCAUGUGUUACUGGGACAAGUUCAGGGUCCCUGUAUUAAUUUGCAAGGCCCUUAACAACUUGGGUCAAGGCUAUCUUAAGGACUGAUCCUUUAUAUCCUGGCCUGACCACUGAGAUCCUUCGGGGAGUCUCUGUUGGGGUCCCCCAUAACUUAACUACUAGAAGCCCUGAAUUCAGUGUUGAGGGCCCAAGUCCAUUAUAUAACAAUGCUCAUAUUACUUAUAACUCCCACGGGCACCUUUCUUGCACUUCACACACGUGACAAAAGACUUCCUUGUUUCAGCAGGCAUGUUGGAGUAGGGAUUGGCUUUAUGGCAAACUUUAAUGUUUUGUUGUCCCAUUUUCUAUGGAUUGUUUUUAAGCACACGGCACUUAGAAACGCAAACAAUGACUUAAAUAAAUAAAUGUGCCAUGUCUAUUAAUUUCAGCAGUCUAAACCAGUGAUUGCCAACCUUGGGUCUCCAGCUGUUGCUGGACUACAGCUCCCAUGAUCCCUAGCUAGCAGGAUGGUCAGGGAUGAGGGGAACUGUAGUCCAAAAACAACUGAGAAACGCUGGUUUAAACCAUCCAUUGUGUCCUUGAUCAAUUUCAUCAGGCGCCCAUGCCCAGGUUCUAGUAGGAUGAGAGAGAAGAUCUCUCUCCACCCUUUCCAUACCAUUCAAAACUCAGUAAUAAUUUGUCUUCCCCCAGCCCCUCCUCCCUUAGACUGGUCACUGAUAGGACAGGAGGGUUUGGGCUGGUAGCCAGAGGUGGGGGUCUUCCCUUGAGCUUAAAACAAUGUACUUCUGCCAGCCUCAUUGUUUCUCUGAGCCUGCAGAUUAUGCCUCUGAAAUUAGGCCUGUGAGGGAAUGGCCCUCACAGCCUGAAUGAUAAAGAGAAGACAAGAGGAGGUGCUGUCAUGGAUCUCCACUGUCUUGCCUCGCCUGGUCCUAAGGGACCUAAAGAACUCAAGCCAGGACAAGGAGGGCAUUUUAUAUAGGCUGCUCAUCUUUCCCCCUUCAUCUCCCUCCAGGCCACAAGCAGUGAGUCUCCAGCUACAUCCCACACUGAGCACAGUGAGAUCCUGGAGGAUGACGAAGGGAGCCAAGAGCUGAAGGUGAGCUCAGCUGGGACUUUGGGAGGCUGACCGCUCUGCCUACCGUACAAGAGCCCUACAUCAGGGUUGGCCAGCCAGUGGCUUCCAGAUGUUCUUGGCUCCAUCUCCCAUCAUCAUCCCUGACUCUUGGCCAGGCUGGAAGGGGCUGAUAACAUCUGGAGUCCAAACAUCUGGAGGGCCACAGGUUCACCACCACUGCCCUAAGUAUACCUUUCUGAACCUCUCGAAGACCAAAGAGUCACACGAACAUUUAAAAAUGCCUUCCUAAUCCAUACCAAAAGCUUGUCCCAUUUUCUAGCUAUCUGUCUCCUCCAAUAAGGGCAUGGGAGUAAUAGCCAUACAAAAAAUGUUUAAUCAUUUAAAAUACUUCUUCACCACCACCAAAGAUUUCAAAACAUAAAUACAACAUAAAAACCAACAAAUAAACAAUAGAUUCUUAAAUAAACAAAUAAAAUAUUGUUAUAUUCAGCCAAGCAGAGGCAGGUGAAAACCGUUUUUAAAAGAAGUGAGAAACGAAGUAAGGCAAAAUUCCACCUAAAAUGUCACCUAAAAUGCAUAGGACUUGACAAGAUUGUAAUAUGGGCACCAAAUGUGCCUAUUUGGAGAGGGCAUUCCAGAGUGUGGGUGCCACUGCAGAAAAGGCCCUCUUCUUUUUUGUAAAUACAUAAGGCAGCUCAGUUAAAGCCAGGUCCCAGUAGUUGAAAUUUAGCUCCCCAGCUGUAGAAAGGGACAGAGAAGUAGCUCUCUUGGGUGCUAUGGUUAAGCAACAAAAUCACAUCAAUGAUUAUUAUGAUUAUUUGUCAUAAUUGUAAAUGGCCCUUCCCCCAAAAGAACCCCUGGGCAAUGUACAAAAAAGGAUAAAUGAAAGAACUGCACCAAUGAUUUUAAAAACAUAGUUAAAAUUUGGUGGCAAAACCCAGUUAAAAAACCAGUCACUUGACAAUUGGCAGUAAUCCUAAAUUGGUAGUAUACAGUCGUACCUUGGAUCUCAAACAUCUUGGCUCCCAAACAAAUCGGCUCCUGAACGAUCAAAAUCCAGAAGUGAGUUUUCCAGUUUUCAAACAAUUUUCAGAAGAUGAACAUCCAGCAUGGCUUCCGCGGCUCUGGGAAUUUUUAAGCCACUCUGGGAAUUUUUAGCUAUCUGAAGAAUCUCCAAACCACUCUUAACACCCUUAACAAACCGCAGUUCCCAGGAUUCUUUGGGGGAAACCAUGACUGCUAAAAGGGGUCUAACUGUGCUUGGAAGUGGCCAGAGGUGGUUUCAGCCUGGGUCUCCUAAGUUCCAACCACUACGCCUCACUGUCAAUUCUCUCUCAGAUUCUUUGCAUAUAAUUAUUAUUACAUUUUCUGUUUUACCAUUGAAAAUACUCAUUUUACAUCCUUAAGAUAUCAAUGACUUCCCUUCUUCUCUUUCCAUAGUUCAUUUUGCAUAUCAUAAAUCCCUGUACAUUUUACAAAAGCAAUGCCAUUCAGUAUUCCAUUAUUGCAUCCAUCAAAACUUAUUUACCCUGUUGAAUUUAUCUUAAUGCUGCCAGCGUUUUCAGCUGUACACAAUUCUUUCCCAUAUAUUCAGAUUCUUUGGGGCACAUCCUGACAUUUGCUUCACUGGCAUUCCAAUACAGAUAUAUAUUUUUUCUUCCAUAGGAUCCCACCAAUGGCUACUACAAGGUGCGCGCCCAUGAGGAACCAAGUUUGGUUAGCAGCUUCUCGGAGUACACGCCGGCCCCCCGCCCAUUGUUCGGGGCGACCUCUCUGUACCCUUCCACGGGGCCGGUUCAGCCCAAGCUGUACGAAUACGCUCACCGCUAUACCCUGGGCACGCCUGGCUCCCGCUCAGCCUACGACCCCCAUGAGCGUCUUUUCCCCCAGGAGAACAUCUACAGUGGGACGGCCUACCUCACUGCACCCUAUAGCCGGGCCUUCACCAGCUACGUCAAACCGAGCAGCUACGAGAAAGCGGAGAGCGGCUACGGGCAGUCGGACCAGGCCAGCAAAGUCUCGGGUUGCUCUCGCUUCUCCUACACGUCCUUGUCCCAACAGUCUGACUAUGGGCGCCCUGCUCACCAGCGCAUGCAGACCCACGUAUGACUCGUGCCCAUCCCCUGCCAAAUGCCAGUCACCUCCGGAGAAAGAGAAAAGGGAACGGACUCCGCUCACUUGUGGCUAACGGACUCAGAACUGCCAGGGUGAUAGACUUGCGACUCUCGCUUUCCUCCUGAGGGUGCCCAAUUCUCCUUGUGUGUAUAUCGGUGGGGUGGGGUGGGACGGUGGCAGGUAGCUGGCUCGGCAGCCAAGAUGGCCGACAGCCCUCUCGCCAUCUUCUGACUGGGACCAAGCCCAUCUCCCUUGGGCAGCAAGGAAACCAACAUCCUGCCUGCCUUCGCACCAGGACGUGAAGAGUGGGUUUGAAAACGGCGGAAAGCACACUGCCUUGGCUGAAACAGAGGACAGACUUUCCGGGAAAUCUGCCUUGGCUUGUAAGAAUCCGCAUUCAAAAUGGCGGGCAUGGCUGUCUGUCAGACAAAAGCAAUGGCGUAAGAAGCUAGUGGGUGCUGAAAACGGUGCACAGUAAGGUGCCGGGACAGUGACGGGACUAUGUGAUGCUUGUUCUCUCUCCUCACCCUGAAACAGAGCUGCCUCGAGGGCAAAUCCCCUGCCGUCAAGGCAAGAUUCUCCACCAGCCGCAUGAUUCUGGGAAAUCUCCAAGCAUGGGCCCCUCCCUAGUGCUUGCCUUUUAAUUUUUUUCCUGGCUCGAUGCUGUGGUUUAAAUCAUUCCCUCUGCCCCCCUCUUUAGCUGGGGUGUCUCCUAGACUCCCGCCCAUCCCCUUUAAUUAAAGACAAGCAAAUAAACCAGGCACUGCGCUUCAAACAGGACACUGCACUGCACUGGACCGACAGGGAGGUGGCGAUAGUGCUCAACGUUUAUGCCAUUUUAAGACUUGCCAGGACUCUCUUUAGGCACAUUUAAAAUGACAGGAUGAUGCUGAGGAUUAAAAUCCAAUUAUUAAAAAAGCCAAGGAUGGGGCGUGGGAGGAUAUAGGAAGCCAAAAGCCAAUGGGAUCUGUUGAUUUCAUUUGUGGGAUUCUUUUUCUUUUCUUUUUAAUAAGUUAUUCCUUGUUAUUACUUUUUGCCUUAAGUGUAUUUCUCUGCUAUUGAUGGUUCUGACAUUUUUGUUUCGAUCUUUCCAGAAUUGCUUGGGAGUGGUUUAGGGUUUGGGGGGGCGGUAUAUCCCCGUUUUGUUUGUUUUUGCUUUUUUUUUAUUAUUAGACUGGGAUUUCACACUAGCACACAACGGUCACGCCUGUUUGAGUGCGUUGCGUAAGACGAGGGGGAGUUGUAAAUGUAUUGCCUACUGCAGAAUUCAAAUAUUUAUAUUUAAUUUAAAAAGAAGGAUGGAGUUAUGCUUUUGUUAUUUUAGCCUUAGAAUGCUAGGCAGCGGGACAAAGCACAGAUACACACCAGGGGAAUUCUGGGAACAGAGGAAGCUGCCUUCUACCAGGUCAGACUGGCUGGUAGGGAAAAGUGUAUGUUACCAAUACACAUUCCAGCAUAUAUUUGCAACCUAUGAGAUCUGGAGCCUUUCCUUUUAAAACUCAAAAUCUGAAGGAAAAGGUGGGGAACCGUUGGCCCUCCAGAUGUUGCUGGACUAUAAUUGAAGGUCCCAGGUUGCCCACCUCUGCCUUAGAUUCUCCAAAAGCGGUAUCCAAUACUCUCUUCUGCACUUCCAUGGAACUGAAGCUGAGCCACAGCUCUGACCCAAUGCAACAGUGAACAGGACUCCUGCACAUUUGACCCUUUUACAGAAGAACAGAUUUCAGCAGCACUGGUAAAAUCCCCUGUUGUGCAAUAAACACUGAAGGUGCUGAACCCCUUAUCUCCUCCACAGUGGGGGCUUCCCCCUAGGAUAUCUGACAUAGCACAACACCCUUUGGGGAGAGACAGCAUCUCAGGUUCCAAC